Podarcis lilfordi (Lilford's wall lizard) is the source of this 64805-nucleotide messenger RNA. NCBI's taxonomy places the organism in Eukaryota, Metazoa, Chordata, Lepidosauria, Squamata, Lacertidae. The record is from the annotation of a GenBank genome assembly.
AGAAGAGAAAAGAAAAAAGGAGGCGCGCGCGCGCACGCGCUCAGAUGCCAAGUAAAGUCGCCGCGCGCUGGCUUUCCGCCCCCGUCGUCCGGCGCAUGCGCUCCCCGCUUCGUUCCCCUCAGUCUGUUUGAACAGGAAGGCGGACAUAUUUGUGAGAGUCUGCCCUCCUUGACUAGCUGCUGAGGCAGCGGCGGGGCCUCGCCGUUCUUCUCUUCGCCUCGUUCGGUCCGGCUUCCCUCACGACUUGGGAGCAGCGGCUCCUCCUCCGCCGGUCGCAGCUGCGGAACAGGGGCGGCAGCAGCAGAAGGGUCGAGCGGAGUCGGGAGUCCAGCGGCCGCACCAGCUUCUCUACCCUCCACCCCACCCCACCCCCAUCGCCCGCCCGCCCCGCGAGAGAGAGACGUGAAGCCCGGCGGAGUGCGAGGGAGCGCGGCUGCUGUCGGGAAAGAAAGAGCGGGGAGGAGGCGGAGAGAGAGAGAGAGAGCGGCGCAGAGGCGACGAGCGGCCGCGGAGGACCCGAGGAGGGGGGGAAAGGAGGCGCGGGAAGGGAAGAUGCCUUAGCCGUUACGCGGCCGUUGCUGGAGCCGCGCGUGUCCAGAGGGCAAGGCGGAGGCGGCCGCCCUUCUCUUUCUCUCUCCCUACCCCCACCGCCGUGUCGCGGCCUAUUCUGCAGCUGGCAACCUCCCCCCGCUGCUGCAGCUCGGGCAAGGGAGGCCAAGCCGUGCCCUCCUCCUCCUCCCUCAGGCCCGCGUCUUCACGAAGGGAGCUGCCCCGCCGCCGCCGCCGGUGACGCUCUGCUGAGAAAGUUUCCUGUUUUCAUGCUAGGCCUCUCCUCUCUCUUUUUUCCUCUUUCCUCCCCUUGUUUCAAAGAAGUUGCUGCUGGGUAGCUGGCAUCGGAGAGGAGGAGGAGGAACCGCUACGCUGGCUGCCAGGGCGGCUGGGAAAAUGUGGCUGCAGAGGCACGGGGGCCCAGGCUGGAGGCGAGAGGAGACUGGCAGGGCUGUGGCUGCAGCCUAGGCGCUGAAGAAGAAGGGGCAGCGGGGAAGGACUGCUCCGCACCCCCCCAGCCCCCCUACAGGAGGGGGUAGCGCCUUCGCUCCCGUUUUCGGCUUUAGCUCUCUUUCGCGCGAGGAUGUGUGGCAGGGAGAGCAUGAGGGACAACCCCAGCGCAUCCCCAGACCUCCUUUGAGAAAGGAGGACUAGGAGAGCAAGCUCAGGGAGCACUCCUGUUUCGUUUUUUUCUUUUCGUUUUCUUCUGUGGAUUAAUAAAGCGAUCACCUCUUCAGCACCAUGUCGACGGGAGAAAGCUUUGACUCUCGGUUUGAGAAAAUCGGAAUGAUGAUAAAGGAUCCCAAAUCUGAAGUGAACUCGGACUGCUUAUUGGUGAGUUGUAUGUACUACUGUUUUUGAUAAACGAACAUUACUCAGACUCCUCCUUAGAGAAGAGAGCUUCCUCCUAAAGGUUUUGCUUUUUUAAAGCUUACUGAUGUUUGCCUUCUAAUGAAGAGGAAUAAAUGUAUUCUGUGUGCUAUGUGAGAUCUGUUUUUCCAAGAGGCUGCUGCUCAUCUCCUUAUGUCUUUCUUUAAGCUGCUGCUUUGCUUUCACUAUUUGAUAGGCUGCAGUAGUAUUCAAAGAUUUGAGUUAAUAUGCUGCAAUAAAAAAUGUUGUUAGGUGGAGAUCUGCUUUUAUGCUGCAGCUGUAACCCAGGAAAUCCUGUUGUGUGAAGAUUUGUACUUCUAAGGGAUAUGUUAAGAGUGACUUGUUUUUGUUCCCACCCACCAUAUUCUGGAAAAUGUGGCUAAUUAAUCACUCAUCUAAUGUAUUACCUCUGCUGAAUAGUGCACAGUUAAACUGUGGGUUUCUAAAUCUGAAAGUAAAUGAAAAUAUUAUUUCAUUCAUACAUGUGAAAGUAAACAAAUACCUUAAUUCAAGACAUGGUAGAAAAGUGGCAGGAAUGGUGGCAUCAAAAGUAAGCACAGAGUUGUACACACAAUUUUAUUUGGCUUGUUCAGAGUACAUUUAAGAGGCUUUCAGCAUGGUUCUAUGCAUGCCUAUUCAAAAGUAAGCUCCAGUGAAGAGCUUACUUCCCAUGUAAGCAAAGGCUUUGCUUUUGAAUGAAAGUGAGUAUCUUUGAUUUAGUAGGCAGUUCCUUGUAAAAUUUCUUCUCUGAAGCAGACUGUUUUUAAAGCAUUUUGACAAAACUUUUUAAUACUCUACCGAAGAAGAAGCAGUAGGACUUCUCCUUAGUGCAUAUAAAUUUUCUAGUGAUUUUUUUGUUAAGAAUUGCUCAGUGUUUCAUUCGUGUCAUUUAAGGGCUUCAUUAAGCUAGAAUACAACUUUAUCAUAGCUUCCCAGAGCCAACUAGUGUGGGAAGCUUAUAUGCACAGCAGUGGUUGUUGGGUGUAUGGUAUAGCUAUAUAAAGGACUCAGGGGAUUUCAAUAUUGUGACUGACUUGGGUCCCAAAUAAAGACAGGAUUCCACUAGCGAGUUUUCUUAAAUGAAAAAAAUUGGCAACCCAUGCCAGUCAGAGGGUUGUAAUAUGUAAAAAUUUAAGAGAUCAUUUUUUUUGUCCAUUAUAUGCAUGACAUACAUUUUAUAAUGUAUAUAAUAUAAUAAACUGGAACAGAGGUAGGCAGGUAUAUCAGCUGGUAUUGAAACAUGGUUCUCCAAGUAGAAGUUACACUAUGUGGACUAAACACAUACUGAGGUUGGCCUAAGAAACUUCUGUAUAGACUCUAGAAUCCAGUGGUUAACUUCCUGUUAGGGCCUAUUGACAUGAUCCUUUCAGCCUAGGGAAGCUGCACUUUUGUAUUGGUUCAGAUUGAUACUUAGCUACAUGAGCUGAGCCCAAUAGUAUAAUAAACAUCAGUGGCUAUGUUUGUACAUCUCUAUAAGCCAUAAGCCAUGGUUUACCAUGCAUAAGCAAAUUGUGCCAGCUUCACUCUUCCUGUUUUUGCCAAAAGGAAAAAAAACCCAUGCAGACAUGACAAUAGUGUGAUGUAUUGAACUUGGGAUAGAUCAGUUAGGGUACUUAAUCAUAACUGCAGCUUUUCAACUUAGUUUGUGUGAACAGUUUCUGUUAUAGUUCUAGAAUAUGUAGGCAUGGGAAUCUCAAGGCAUGGUGAGGUAUGUGAUAUUAAGGUGUAGGAGAGCAUUUUCAAUGUUUGUUUGAGAUAAAGCUAGAACUGAUGGAAACGGUGUAAUUCACACUGAACCUUAUCUAUAUUUUGUAGUCAUCUUAUAACAUUUGUGUAGUGAUUAUAGACCUAUAAUUUAAUUAUAAUAGACAAAGUGGGAUCCAUAAUCUUUGAAAAAACAUUAAGGGAAUUCUGUAAGAAAUAGUAGAUCAAAUAUUUAAGUAGAGUCCCUCCCUACAGUGGCCCCCUCUUCCUUCCUUCUUAAAUAAGGCCUAUGAUAGCUGUGGAUUAACCUCCAGACAUGGUAAAUGGGUGGGAGAGAUUUGGAAUCUGUUGCAUAAUAUUGGCCUUUGCUGUGCUACUUUUUCUGGUUAACUUUGAAGCAGCUACACGGCUGACUGUUGUUGCUAAGCAACAGUCCUACAUAUCUUCAUAUAUUUUUUCUUUUCUUAUAAGGCAGGGCACUUUUACAUACCUCGUCCAUGGGUGUUGUAUGGGCAAUUCAUGUGGCAGUACGUGGCAACUAAAUGCCCCUAUUGCAUGCUUGUGGAUAAAGGCAAUGAAUGUUUUCAUGUUUGUGAUAAAAACAUUUAAAACAGGCUUCCUCAACCUCGGCCCUCCAGAUGUUUUUGGCCUACAACUCCCAUGAUCCCUAGCUAGCAGGACCAGUGGUCAGGGAUUAUGGGAAUUGUAGUCUCAAAGCAUCUGGAGGGCCGAGGUCGAGGAAGCCUGAUUUAAAACAUUAUUCUGAAUCAAGUAGAUAGCCUUCAUGGAAAAACAUUUUCUAGCAUUAACCACAGAUUGGUAAUAUGUAAACUAGGCCUUAGUAUUUAAUUUUGGGGCAAUGGCAGGAAAUGUGUAUGGGACAUACUGAAUAUAGGAAGUUGAGUCAAACUAUUAGUCCAUCUUAUUUAGUAUUGUCUACACUGACUUGACAGCCAUUCUCUAGGGUUUCACACAGCAGCCUUCUUCACCCAUACUGAGAGAUAACAAGGGAUUGAAUCUGGGAGUUUAUAUAUGCAAAACAUGUGUUCUUUCCCUCCAUUACAGUCCUGAGUGGUACAGGUAUGUCCAAAGUCUGUUUCGGGGGUUAAAUCCUAAAAAACCCCUCAGCAACUUCAACCUUAAAAAAAGCUCAACAAAACAAAUUCAACCCUAAAAAACGGUCAACAACUUUGGUUGGCCCUUUGAUUGGCCCUCACGGCCCUUCACUUCAUCAAAUCUGGCCCUCUUUGAAAAAAGUUUGGACACCACAGUACUCUUUCUUAUUCAUGCCACCUUUUGUUCUCUUGUUUGCCUUCCCUUCCCUUUUUGACUCCUGCAUCAUCUUCCCUUUCCUGUAGGAAACCCCAGUGCAUUAGUCUAAUAUACAUAGGUAGUUCUAUAUUUUUCAAAAAUGUUUUAAUUACGCUUCAGCUCUGCAACCUAUCCUUAGUUCACAGAAAAUAAUUGAUGUUUCUCUAGGUGUGUGUGAGUGUGUGUACUGUGAUGUUGAUUUCCUACUUAGCCAAAUGCCAGAUGUGAGGUGGCAAGGAUAGUGAUCUCACCCAUUAUUGUAUCUAAGCCUGGUUAGGUAAGCAUCUACAUUUAUUCCUCAGCAAGUAUGUAAUGCUUCUGUGGACAGAGCUGGAUUUAACAUUAGUCCAAGUAGGAAAUCUUCAGCAUUUACCUUUAGAUACCAUUCCCUUUGACAGUUUCCCUUUAAGAUCAGGUCUGAAAGAAUUUUGCUGAACAAACAAUGUGUUAUAGACUUGUUCAUUUGUUCAGGAAUGCAGAUAUAUUUGUCCAUGAAUUUAUAUAAUCUAGUACAUUACUACAGGUCUGAGAUACUAAAUGAAGAAACCUAUGGGCUUCGUGUAGCCCUCAGCUACCUUGUGAAGUUAAUGGUGUUGUCUUGAAUUCCUAUAUUUAUUUUUAUCAUCAAAUGUUGUGGAACUUAAGAUUGUAGAAAAUAUAAUGAUAAAAACCUAAUUCAUGAAAAUUUAAAAUAAAAAUUCCUUAAUUUUAUUAAAAUAUUUAUAAGUUUAUCCAGUGUUGGGGAUGGAUGUGCAAGCUGCUGAACUGUUAGGUACCCAAGUAUAUUAUUUUUGCCAGUUGGAGAAAAUAGAGGCGUUGUUUGGAAAGAAGCAGUGUAGCAAACAAAAUUAAGGAUUCAGUAUUUGGGAUAUAUGCAUUGUCCAUAUUUCGUGUUAUAGUUGGAAUACAGCUCCAUUUCCCUUGACCAUUGGCCAUGUUUGCUGGGGCAGCUGGGAAUUAGCAUCUAAUAACAUUUGGUGGGCCGCAUAUUCCCUGCCCCUGUGGUAAACACAGUUAAUGGUUUACUAUGGACAUAGAGAUAAUUUCCACUUGAUCCUUACCAGUGGCUUAGCAUUAUAUCCAAACCAGGAAGAAAAAAGGCGUCAUCAGGAAGCCAUGAACAAAUCUUUGUUUCAAAUCAUGGUUUGCUUGGAGCCAAACAAGGUACUAUCUUUGGUUUUGGUAUAAUUAAGCCAGGGAUUGUGGUUUCAUGUUCCCACAGGGAGGAGCAACGCAGAAGCCAUCUAUGCAUACUUGAUAAACUAUUAACAUGCAAACUGAGCAAAUAUGUAGAUAAUUCUUAUGUAGAAUUGUUAUUCAGAAAUGGGAGAAAUUUAAUUUAUUCCGAAAAAGCUCAUAAAAUAUCUCUAGAAUGUAAUAAAGUUAUAGCAGUACAUUUGGUGCUCAGUUCCUCCUUAAUACUAUUGGUUGAACAUUUUAUCCUGUACGGUGGUGUUUUAUUAAUUCAUCUGAUUUGGUUGUCACAGCAAACUAUAACAUAGCAUGAGAAGAAUGAACCUUAGCCUUGCUUCCCCCCACCACAUCCCAGAUGCAAGGAAUUCAGAAGUGUUCACUUCCCUUGUCAUGCUGUCCAACCUACAAACUGGUUAAUGUUAACAUUAGCUAUGGUUUGUUUGAAACAUGCCAACUUUAUGCCAUGGGUACAAAGAUAACUUGUUUCCUUCUGUGGUUAAUGCUAACCACAAUUUGCUUCUUACUUUGUCCAAAGCUUGAAGUGAUGCAGAAGCAGACCUCUUCACUUCCAUAACGACAGCUUAGCAUGUGCAGUGAAAUCCAGCCAAAAUUUGUGGUCCUCUGGCAGAAUGCAUCAUCUAUCUGUGUGUAUCAAAAGGCUCUAAAAUAGUUGUGUGUACCUUGACAUUAGCUGACCAUGUAUCUUGGGUACAUAAUUAUAAGUUUUUACCCCCAGUUCUCUGCUGAUUGGGCCUAGAUCCUCAAACCCUCAGUCAAAUUGGAGUAAGCAAAUGGCAACAAGAAGGUCCUGAUUUGCCAGGCAGCAUUCUCUCUCUCUCUCUCUCUCUCUCUCUCUCUCUCUCUCUCUCUCUCUCUCUCUCUCAUACACACCCACACGUGUGUGUGUGUGUGUGAUGAUGAUGAUGAUGAUGCUGUUGCUGUGGGGCUGCCUGAUCUGGUAGGGGGGCGGGAAGAUGCCUAGACAGUUUGUUUUGGUGCCCACAACCUAGGUCCGAGGAGCCACAUGGCUCCUAGCAUUGCAAUCUCAGUUUUUAUCAUUGGCUCCUGCUUGUGCGAUGGGGCUUUCCUCCUCUUUGCCUCACAUGUACCCCUGAGAUUGAUUUUGGGGCUCAAGAGAACCUCCCAGAACACCAUGCAGGGGGGAAGGGGGAUUAUUUUGUCUGGCAAGCUGCUAUGCUCACACAGAUGGCACUUUUGUGAUAGUGCAAUUUAAUUUCUGCACUGUGUACUUAAACUUCCAAAAAUAUUUAGAUAAAACCACUUACCAAUGAUUCCUGAGUAAACAUAGCAGUCAUGGCAUAAGAGAACAGGUCCUCUUAUGCAUCAGUUAUUUGUUAAAGAACAGGAAGUGGAGAAUAGAAAUAAGUGGACAGUUCUCACAAUGAAGAGGUGUAAGAAAUGGGCACCUUCAAGGGGACCCAUGCUUUAAAACUUGUUCUUUUAAAUGACUUUGAGUUAGAGGUGAGCAGUGAGGCUGCCAAGUUUUCUGAUGACAUCCAAUUGUUCAGGCUAGUAAAGGCUAUAAGAGUUUGCAAGGAGCUCCAAGAGGAUCUCUAAACUGUAGGAACAAAUGACUCUAUAUAAGCAAAUGUGGUACAGUGUAAGUAAAUGUAACAUGAUGCACAACAAAUCCUAACCACUUACACAUGGCUGAAGUGGCAGUGACUGACCAGGAAAGAAAUCUUGAGGUUGUGAUAUACAGUAGUUCAGGAAAAGGUUGAAUCAGUAUGCUGCAACUGUGAAUAAUGGGAAUUCCAUGUUGGGGAUAAUUAAUAAAGAGAUUGAUAAUAAAACUGUCAAUAUCAUGAUGUCUUUUUAAAAAACAAAUGUAUGACCACAUUUGGAAUAUUUUGUACAGUUCUGAUCACUGCACCUCAAAACAAAACUAUGAAUUUCAUUAACAUAAGAUACAGUUACAGCCACUAACUUGGGACAGCUUGAAAAGAGGUUAGACAAAUUCACAGAGGAAAAGGCUAUAGCUGCUAGCCAUGACUGCAAUAUUUUAUUUAUUUAAACCAUUUAUACACGGCUUAAUAUUUUAAAAAUCUCUAAGCAGUAAUAAGAAAAUAAGUGGUAGGAUACCUUUGAAUCCCAGUCAGUGGGGAACAAUAGCAGGAGAGGGCUAUUGUGUUCAUAUCCUACCUGUGGCCUUCCUAUAGGCAUCUGGUUAGUCACUGUGGGAACAGAGAUGUUAGAUUAGAUAGGCCCUUCGUCUGAUUCAGUAGGCUUUUAUGUUCUUAUUUGUAACAAAAUUGCAGAACACCUAGGUAAACAACUAAGGAAAAAAAUAUUCAGUUACUGCAGCUUUUGGUGUCUGUUUACGAACAGCUUUGUGUGCUGGAAGGAAGAAUUGGAUUUUACAGAAAGUUAAACUCAUAAUAGAUUAUCAGUGUUUAUUGCAGUGUUGUAAACUGAAUGUUCAGAAUCUUAAUGAUGAAUUGAAAAGGGAAUUAGUGUUCUGUACAGCCUAAUCAACGACAAGUUCCUUUUGAGAGAGAGAGAGAAUAAUGUUUAAGAUUUAAAAUUGAGAUUGAUUCAACAAUAAUGGAUCUUUCAGGUAUAUGGGAUUCCACAGCACAUUUAUCUCUCAGACAGAUGCUGUCAGUGUAAAGAUGAUAAUUCCUUUUGAGGCAUAUGAUGUGGGUGUGUCCUGUGGUGGUAUAUUUUUCAUCAGAAAUUGUAGUACUUUGUUUUGGAAAAAAUCCUUGAUAUUUGCAAAUGUUGUUGUGUUGUGGGGUUGAACUAUAAAGACUUGCAUUGUCCACAGGCAGACAGUCAAUGGACCCUGCAAGUCAUUAGUUUCAAAUGGAUAUAAAAGGAUAAACACCUACCAUCCAUUGCUCAAUGGGUUGAAAAUCUUACACCACUUUCCAAUUUGAAUUUUGGACAUAUGGACUUUCCCCCCUGCUGGUUCAGAGAUCAAGGGUCCAUCUAGGCCAGUCUCUUCCCUUUUUUGCUUUAGAAGUAUUCUUUUCAUGCACUGCAGGGGUUGGACGAGAUGACCCUCACAGUCCCUUCCAACUCUACAGUUUUAUUAUUAUGAUUCUAUAUGUGUUUAAACUAGGAUUGAUGGAUCAUUCUUAAUGUGCGCUGACAUUUCUUUCAUCAUGUUUUUAAAAAGAUAGCUGCAAUGAUUUACCAUACCCGAUGAUACCAGGUGAAACAGUUCCCAGUCUCUAAUAUCAAUUUUGGUCUUACAUUUAAUCUUUUAUUAAAAAUGAAUACUGUUAAUUUGAAGUAAACUUAUUUGUGUGGAUAUAUAUUCUUGCAAACAGUGUCCUUAAGGAAAGAGUGCUCCCAACCUGCAAUACUCAAAGAGAGUAAGAAACCUAUUAACAUGGAUGCCAAUUUUUUUAUGUUAUCUCAUAACAUGUUAUCUCAUGUUGGAAUGAAAUGUUAGUUAAGAUGAAAGUAUGGCGACAUCAGACAUUGCUUUUGCAGACCAUCAGAAUAAAACUACUAUUUUUUCUAUUAUGUACAAUCACUUAAUCCCAUUUAAAAUAGUGUGUCUGAUCAUGUAUUUAAAGCCUGGGGGAAAAUAUUCUUCCACUCCAGUCUAAUUGUGUCCACAAAAGUUUAGAGUUAAAGUGUGUUUAGGGGAAAAAUAAUCUGUGUUAAGUGAUCUUGAGUGUACACUUUAGAGACAGCUGAUGUGUGUUUGGUUUCCUUCUUGGCAGGCUUCAGAAAGGGAGAGGAAUACUAUUUCUUUACACCCCAUAAUAGUGAGGGAAGAAAAUGGUAUGUCAAUACAGUGAAUUGAUUUAGAAGAAAAGGGCAAUUUAAAUAAGUUAAAUGAAGUUUUCUAAUGAAAAUUGUUCAUUUGUUUCCUAACAUGACUACUAAACCAUGUUAAUUUACAACUAGAUGGGGUAUUACUUGAAAUUUCAUUCUACCAACCAGGUCUUGCAUUUCUUUGUUGCACUUUGUCUUUAAAGUAUUUCCAUAUAGGGUCUGCCUUACUACCAGCUUCUGACUGUUUAUAAUGUCAGGAGUGCAACCCUAUAAAACAAGGUGGGCAACUUUUCGUUUUCUUUUCAGGACUGCAUUUCUUGGGGAGUAAUCUCUUCAAGGGGCAGAAUGCCAGCAGUGGGUUGACCCAGAGCUGAUGUGGGAGAAUCAGAGAAGAAUUGGGAGAAUCAGAGCAUUCUAGAUUAAUUCAUUAACACCACCUUGUUUCAGAUUUCAUCAUAGCUACCUCAGAUUCCCAAUUCUAUGCAGGUUUACUCAAAAGUAGUGCUCAAAUAGGUAUACAAAGGAUUUUGUUUUUGUUGUUACAUCAGACCAAUGCAGUCACUGUUCUUGAAAGAAAGUGAAAACAAUUCUUUUCUGAUUAAUGCUCUCUGCACACUCAAAACACAUGUGGCAGAAACUACCAGUUUGUUGCUGCACAGCUGGUGCUAUACAACUGUAGAAAAAGUUAAUCAUUUCAAUUUUUGAAACAAAAUAUUGCGCUUCUGUUAUUUAAGACACUGUAUUUUUCCUAGCUUGUUGAAGUUCGCUUUCCUUCUAUGUAGUGUCAUAACAAACAACAGUUAAGGAAUUACAAUGGGUUGGAGAAGUGGGAUAGUUUCAGGAAGUAUCUAGGAAUGCAUAAAGUGAGGCUUUGGUUCCUAGCUGUAUGCUGUAGUUUUAUACUGAGAAAUAUGUCCCAUUGACUCAGUGGGGCUUUCUCCCAGAUAAGUUGGCAUAGCAUUGCAACUACAUCAUAAAUAUGGUAAUAUAGGAACCCAUGCAUUAGACAUUCUUUUCUUGUCUUCUUUCUAAUGUUGCAAUCUUCUGCUUCGUUCUGUUCCAUCCUCAUAAAAAAGAUAGGAAACAAAUACAAAAUGCUUAUGGCUGAUAGCAAACAAGAUCUGUUAGUUACUCAGCAGACUAGAGUCGUACUUAGUUUUAAAAAUCCAAUUUAAAUGUUAAAAAUUCCAAAGCUUUAAAAGAUGGAUUUUUAUUCACCCUGCAUGUAGCCGAUAGUCAGUAUUAUUUACUUUACUGCUAAUUAACUCUCCCCCCCCCAAGCCCGCUAGGACCUUCUCUGGGUCUGGCUUCCCUAACUCCCUGAUGUCCUCCCACUCCUCCUCGUUUGACCACCCUCUCAUGACAUGCAUGUGCAUGUGUACAUCUGGGGAAGAGCCUAUACGCUCUGCAAUCUACCCACCCAAGCAGUUCCAUACAUUGUGGGAGGGGGAGAAGUACCAUAAAUAAACCCUCUUGCCUUCCUCUUCAUCACUCAGGUUCAGGACUUGAUGAGCAGUUUUCAAUCUCAAUAGUGAUACAUAAUGCCAAUUGUGUAGUAGUGCUAGACUCCUGAGGUUCAGGAUUAGGUGAGAGGGAAAUUACUCCACUGAGCUCCAGUAGUCUUAUAAACUAUGGGGAGAAUUUACCCUCUGUUCUCUCCCCUCUUGCUCACUGCUAUUUCCAGACCUUUAGCUUAUUAGCUAAAAGAACCAUUCACAUUAAGAGGAAGUAUGUUUCUGCAUACCAAAACAGGAGAAGGCCAUGCAUUUAAGAACAAGAGCAGAACAAAAGCCCAUCUAACCCAGCAUCCUGUUCUCCUAGUUGCUGACCAGAUGUCUACAUUAAGAAUACUAAAAAAGGCUGUUGCUUUGCCUUUCUUGUCUGUUGUGUAAGCUUUCUGGAGGCAUUUAGCUUUCCACUACUGAAAACAAAAUGGUGUACUUGAUUAACUUUCGGAUUGAUCUAACAGGGCUUUCCUUGUGUUAUUAUCACAUUCCCAUUUGUUCUCAGAUAUCUGGCUCCUUCCAAUAUCUGAGCUGUAUAUUUGCAUAGUUUAGUCAUGUCUUGAUUUAAUAGACAAAAUAUCUGGGACAAAGGACACUAAAACAAUUAGACUUUCAAAACCAAAUUUCACAAGCUGAGAAAUAAAAUAAUUAAUGAAAAUUAGGCUUGUGGGCAAUCAAAAUUAUCAAGGAACUGGAGCAACUCCUCUGUGAGGAAAGAACACAUUUUGGGCCUUAGUUUAAAGCAGGGGUGGGAAGUCUUUUUGGCUUCUUGGGCCAGAUUCUUUAUCAGGAUCAGCCUUAUGGAUGGGGUCACCCAUCUGUCAGUUGCUUGAUAGCAGUGAUGGCGAGUGAUUUGGCACUUGAAAGUCCUGAAGUUGGGACUGAAGUGCAUUGCAGGUAGCAAAGCGCUGCUAAAACAAAGGUGUUUUCAUCCAUUUACAUUUAGUCCUGCCAAGCUGGUAGGAUUCAACUGCUGCUCAUCAGUUGAUGUAUGGGGGUUAAAUCCUGCUAUAUUAUUGAGUGUUCUAGUUCCCUGCAGGAUUGAACCCCACCUCUCUGCCAGAGAGUGACAUCAGUUGGUUGACAGGGAUGUGCCGUUUUGGGGAAAUGGCUCUGUGAGCCAAAGUGGACCCACUGAGGGGGGCAAGAUUUGCUGCCAUCCAUGGUUUAAAGAAGAGGCAAGUGAGAGGGCACGUUAUAAAGAUUUGUGAAAUUAUGCAUGGUGCAGAGAAAUUGGAUAGGGAAAAGUCUUUCUUUCCCUCUCAUAACACUACAACUCACUGAAUCCAAUGAAGCUGAAUGUUGGAAGAUUCAGGGCAGAUAAAACAAUUUGCUCUUACAAGAGGUAGUGACAGCUACCAAUCUGAAAGCCUUUAAAACAGUGGCUCCUAAUUGGCUGGGGCAACCCAGCUCUUGCCCUACAAGUGCUUUUUCUCUCCUGGAUUCAGAGUCAAGCUCCUCUGCCCCAUUUGUGACCAACUUUUUACUUUUUUAUAUAUCUCAUUUUGUAGACAGUAAUGUGAUGAAUUAUUUACACUUCAUGUAUUCUUUAAACAUUUUAAAGCCUGAGAAGUUGUAUACAGUAUAGCUAAUACAUACAAAUUGUGUUCUAAAGAAAACAUCACUUUUGUUCUUCAGGAUGGAUUAGAUGCAUUGGUGUACGAUUUGGACUUUCCUGCCUUAAGAAAAAAUAAAAACAUAGACACCUUUUUAAACAAAUGUAAGUAUAUGUCUUUGUAUAUAUGUUUACAGGAUUUCUGGUGUUGCUAAUGUUCCAAUAUACAGCUUUUUUAUUUUAAAAAAAGAAAUUUUAUGUGGUUAGCAGUUUGCAUGGAAAUAUCUUUUUCUCACCCAUAUAUGCAUUAUCACAGUUGUUACUGCCAUUAACUUGUUGGAGGAAGCAUGGGCUAAAAAUUAAAGCUGGGAAAAGAGAGGCAGAUGUGGCAAUUCAUGCUGUGCAUGUAAUGAAUAGGUCUGGGCAAUGUAUCAAUUCAUUGCCUGAUAAUGGUUUAAAGUUAAAAUUGCAAGAGCAAUUUCAGACUUUUGGAAGAGACAAUGUAUUGUGAAUCCCCACUCACUCCCAGCUGCAGCCAGCGUUGUGCUCUUCAAUCCAGAGAGCCCAGCCAGGCUGCCUGAUGCUCACCCACUCCCUUCCUCCCUUCCUCCACAGCCCAGCUGCCAGCUUGCCACAAGAGUGGGGCUUGCCAGCCUGCACCUUAAUUUGUUUCUCUGGCUGUGUGAGUGCCAGCAGGCUGUUUCCUCUCUCCCUUCCUUCUUGUGAUGAUCACUGAGCAGAAUGGAGCCAACUCCCGUAACUCGCGUAGCACUCCAGAGGGUGGCUCCCAGUAGCUGUGGUUUCAGGGUGAGCCGUGGCUCGUGCCUGCGGGGAAGCUAGUGGCUUAUCUGUGGCAGUUCCAAGGCUUUGGAAGGCCCUCUCUGUGGAAAUCCACCUGGCUUCUUUUGUGUUGCCUAUUUCUAUAGAAAUAGAAAAUGAUUUUAAACAAACAAACUUUAAAUAUGUUGUUAUUUUUAUUGCUGUUUUUCAUAACUAAGUUUUUGUCCUGUGGCUAUUCGUAUUGUAGCAACAUUGCAUGUUUAUUGUAUGUUUAUUUAGGAUGUACUGCUGGAUUGAAUUGGCCAUGUGUUGGAUGUGUUGGGUUCUCAGUAUAGAGGCAUUGUGGAAAAAUAAAAUCCAGUGCACAUAUGCUCAGUGUGGGGAUUUGUAGGACUUGAAAAAUUGCAUAGGGCUUUGAUUUGAAAUAUUUCUAAAAUUAUUGCCCUACAGAAAUGCUGAUAUGCCUACUAUCUGAAUGGCUGAGAGUUUUUUAUAUUAAACAGUCUAUAAAUUAAUAAAAGAGAGAUAAAUAGAAACACUUUUCCACAAUGCUUCUUAAUGAAAAUGAUGACUUAUUAUGGCAAUAAGCCAGAGGACUCUUUCAUAUUUUCACAUUUGCUUAUCGUCCUAGUAAGCAACUUGGUAGUCUAAUUGCUUAACUUUUUAAACAUUAUAAUUUUGGAUUUCCUCUUCACAUAUGCCAAAAUAUUUAUCAUUUUAUGGUCUAGCCACUAUCCCCCCCCCCAUUUAAAUGUCCUAUCUGGGAGAAUGGGAGAAUGAUAGCAUACAGUCAAUUUAAUGGAUGAUUGUAAAGAUGAUGUUUUUGAUGCAUUAAGUUGUCUAAGUGUUACCUUAUGUGUUUGAAUAGUAAGAGAUCAGAGGUUUCAUACUUGCUAAGUUCAUUCCUUUGGAACAUAGGAAGUUGCCUUAUACUGUACUGUGUUGGACCAUUGGUCCAUCUACCUCAGUAUCUUCUGCACUGAUAGGCAACAGCUCUCCAGGGUUUCAGACAAGGUACAUUCUGAGCCCCACCUGUACAUGAUUGUGAUUGUACCUGGAACUUUUCCCAUGCAAAGCAGGUGCUCUGCCACUGAUCUAUGACCCUUUUAGCUUCCCAGCACUAAAAAUUUACAAUCUGUGGCUUGGGGAGGCACACUCUAUAUGUAUAUCUUAAUAAGGAUUGUAAUUGGUCAGUAUUCUAGUAUGUAAAUAUUGUUCCUUUGAACCUUUCAUUAGAAAAGUCUGUUUCAGUUGCUGUGUUCUGCAAGCACAGAACUGAAAUACUUUUUAUAUAAUCUCAUGCCAGUGUUGACCCAUGUAGAUUAAAAUAGCAUGUUACCAAAUUUGGAGUUAGACUAUUUGACCACUGGGAAUUUAAAUUAUUGCAGUUUAUUGGAUGAUGAUUUUUAAAAAUGCAGACUUCCUGCUUAUAUUUUCAUGGUAAAGUUGUUUUUUAACAUGAAAAAAUAAUAAAAAGGCGAAACACUGGAAUCUUAUUUUAGUAUCUAAUUCGUAACCUAAAUAGCUGAGAUGUUGUGAUGAAUGCAGAUUUCUCUAGUCUAAUUACUAAUUUCAUAUAUUUGCGUAUAAGUUGAAUUAAAAUUGAACUUCUCUCCUGACCUGUUCCUACAGUGAGUUGUUUUAUUGUGCGUUUUGCAUUUAUAUGUUGUCAUAGGAAUGAAAGUAACUUCGAAAGGAGAUACUUGCAGUAAAGGAAAAAGAUCUUAAAAAGAGCAAACUCUUGUCUUUAAACAAUUUGUGUAUUUAACAGGCAACAGAUGUUGCAAGAAAUUACCAGCAAAUGAAAUAUGAAUAGAAUGAGAUGUUUACCCAGUACAUUUUUCUUAUAUGAAAGUUUAUUUUUAAGAUUGUGUCUCAUGAUGUAGUUUUUUUUAAUUUAUAUUUUCAUCACAGAUAAAGACACAAUAAAUAAAAUCAGAGAUCUGCGUAUGAAGGCUGAAGAUUAUGAAGUGGUGAAAGUGAUUGGCAGAGGUGCAUUUGGUGAAGUUCAGUUGGUAGGUUUACUUUUUGUGUAUGAGUAAGGCUAGCAUUUAUAAAAGAGGAAGUUGCAAUUGUAACAAAAAAACGCUUACAUGUGCACCAUAUAUUUGUGGUGAUUCCCCACCUGCCCCCAUGACACUUCAUGCGUUUUUUAGAAGAGUUACUUGUAAGCAGUCGCAAAGGUGUUUUGAUGAACAAGCAUAACAGGACCAAAACUGUAAAGAAUGGCCCUGAUUUUAAAGACACCUAUUAAUCACUAAUUGCUUUUGCGGGUGCAAUGGUGCCUGCUAGUGCUGGGUUAGUGACACUACUGUGUUGUCUUCAACCAGGUGCACCAGACCAAGCACAUUACAGUACCUUUCAAUCAUAAAAUCAUUCAGCAUUUCCCAUGGCAUGCCAAGCCAUGCCAUGACCUUGCUGCUUUUUCCAGGGUCCCAGUGCUAAGGUUUUUCAGGUUUACAAAUGCGUUGACUAUGCCCUGGAGAGCUUGAGAAGAUCAGGGAUGCUGUCUGUCUUUAUGUGAAAUGCAGAAGGACCUGUCAUGCAAUACUUGGGUAUUGCAUAUUGAUUGAUGCAAGGCAUGUGUAUCAUAUUCAUGUAGAAUAGGCUUUGCCUUAAAUUUUAAUUUACGGUAACAUUUUCUUCAUCUUAAAAUUUGUUUUUAAAGGUAAGACACAAGUCAUCACGAAAGGUUUAUGCCAUGAAGCUUUUGAGCAAGUUUGAAAUGAUAAAAAGAUCAGAUUCUGCAUUCUUUUGGGAAGAAAGAGAUAUCAUGGCAUUUGCGAAUAGCCCUUGGGUUGUGCAGGUAUAUUGACUAAUUUUUGAUGUGUUUAUACCAUUAGUUUUGCUGAGUAAGGAAAAGUUCAUUUUUCAAUAAAAGUGCUAAUUUACAGAUUUUAGCAACUUUAAGUCUUAAGUAUGUUUGCAUUUGCUGUUCCAAGUUUUGCAGUGCAUAUAAAUGUGAUGAUUACUAAAAAUAGAAAACCUGGGUGAAUAAUUUUUAAGUAUCUUGGGCAGAAUCCAAAGAUGCAGGAGUGGACUUGUGCUCAUAAUGCUUUGUUCUCAUCUCCUUGCCCUGCAGCUUCCUGUGUGUCCCCAAAAUCUGCUCCAGAGACUUCCCAAUUCUUUACAGCAGAUUUUGAGGGUGUGUGGAGGAUGGCAGAGGAGAGGUAGUGAAGUCUCUUCCACUGGCCUGUGGACAGGGAAGAUACAAACCCUUUUCUAUCAAUUCAAUAGUAAUGUAUUUACUCACCUAGCAUCUUUGUUUACCGUUGGAAGUCUAUCCCUACUCAGAUCAAGGAAAUGCAAAUCUGGAGUGGUGGGAGUGAACAUGUUGGAUUGGGCUUCAGUUUUGAGGUGGGGACUGAAGCCCAAUUAAACAGUUUUACUAGCUCUACACAGAUCUGCAGUUCAGGUAGGGACAACGUUGUUUCACACAGUAGGCUUCCAACUUUAUUAGGAACUAUGUGCACAAGUAGUCAAUAAGAGGCUGUGCACACAAUUCCUGUGUCUGAAUCUGGAGGGACACUUGCCCCAGUUAGAAUAUGCAUUACUUUGUCUUGGAUAUCACUUGUUCAGAUGGAUUGAACAUACCUGCCUCUGAACAAUUAGCUAGUAGUGUUGAGCUGGCAGCAGCAAAUAUUUGAUUGAAUGUACAUAGGCAAGUACAGCAGUGUCCUGGUUAGCCCACUCUUGCACAUUGUGAAUAUUUUAUUUGUGGCUGAUUUUUUCACUUGUCUUGCUGAAGCUCAUAUUUGUCUAAACACUAUGUGUCAUUGGUUUAGCAAGUUUUGUUGCUUUGGACAUCUGAGCAUUUUAAACUCAAACAAUUGUGUGUAUAAUUGAUGCAAUGAAAUAAUUGAAGUCACUAUUAACUUUAAUGUAAGAAAGUGAUGACUAAUGACUAGUUUUCCCCAAUAUAACAAUUAAGUAAUCUUUAUAAAGAAGAUUUCCUUAUCUAUAGUUUUUUCUUGAAUGCUAAUCAUGCCUUUAUGUUUUGAACACUGUUACUAAAAAGAGCAACAUUUGACUAUGUAUGGGCUGGCUCUGUAGACCAUUGCUUGGCUUACUGAACCAAGAAAUGUAGUUUGAAAUCCAAUUUGAAAAUGGGUUAAUAUCCUGUCCUGUUUAUUCUGAGGCUGGUAACCAUCAUUUCCUUGUUCAGAUGAAACAAGGACACUAUGGUUAAGUAAAUCCUCCCUGGUUUAAUUGCAGCUUGCUGCAUUUUCAGAUAAAUAAGGCAUUGUACUUAGGUGGUAAACUGGUUCUUCCUUUUGGUUGAUACACAUACUGAACAGCAAUGAAUUGCUAAUACUUUAAAUGUUAACAAAUAAUUCUAAUUGAGUGAGAGGAAGGCAAUAAUGAUGAACUGAACACACAGUAAUCUUAGUUUUAUUUCCUUUUAUAGUUAUUUUAUGCAUUCCAAGAUGACCGCUACCUUUACAUGGUGAUGGAAUACAUGCCUGGUGGGGACCUAGUGAAUUUAAUGAGCAACUAUGAUGUUCCUGAGAAAUGGGCAAGAUUUUAUACUGCAGAAGUUGUUCUUGCAUUAGAUGCAAUUCACUCAAUGGGCUUUAUUCACAGGUGUAUAUGCUAUUUUUCUUAAUAUCUGAAUACCUCAGUAUUCUAUCUGGAGUGCAUUACAGUAUAAUCAGUUGCAUGUUUAAAAUAUUUUUUGAAUAUUUAUUCUAAAUAGCCAGAAUUUGCCCACUUCCUUACAUGUUUGGGCUGGUCAAUCACAGCCAUUUUGGGCAGAAACCAUGAAAGAAAGGAGGAACGGAGGCAGGGAGAGAAAUUGAACAAAUCAAGAAGCAGGGAAGAUUGGACAGGCAGAAGCUUUUUCCUUUGUUUGUCUUUUUCUGGUUGGCUGCAGAAGUUUGUGGUGGAAACCAGGGAGGGAGAGAUUUAUGCCAGUAUAGAUGAGAAAUUCCAAAUUCUGCCAAAUCCAAACUCUCCCCCCCCCCCCAGUGGAUCUUGGAUUUGGAUUACACAAGUAGGUUUCUGAUUAUGUUGCCACUACUGUAAAUAAGGCGAGGCUCUACCAUAUGCUGGGAGGGAGGGAGAGAGAGAGAGAAGUGGGGAAAUUAAAAUGGGUAGUUCUGCGAUGUGCUUUGUGUUAAGAGAUACAGAGGCAGCUUUAUCACAUUGAACGAAAGUCAAGUUUAAGAAAUACUAAGGUGGCACUGGAAAUUUAGCCUCUUCCUAAAGAAAAUUUCUGUCCUCUGUCUCAUUUUUAAUGGUGAUAUGCUAAUAGUAAAUUAUGCUGCCAGUGGACUUUUAAAGGGGUCAGGCAGCUGGUGAUUGGAAAGACCUCUGCCUGAGACCCAGGAGAGCCACUCCCAGUUGUGUAAAGUAGUUUCAUUUGUUUGUGUGUUUAAAUCACAGUUAGAGGAGGAAUUUGCUCAAGGAAGAGGAUAAACUAUGACAACAGUAAUGGCCAAAGGUUGGCUCUAAGUUUGUUAGGUGUUAGUUGUUAACCAUCUUAUGUGGCAAGACGGGUAUGUAGCAUAGAUGGUUUUUUAAAACAUAAAUAAAACCUAGAUUGAUUUGCUUUCUUUUCAGAGAUGUAAAGCCUGAUAAUAUGCUGCUAGAUAAAUCUGGUCAUUUAAAACUAGCAGAUUUUGGUACCUGUAUGAAGAUGAAUAAGGUUGGUAUGCUUUUUUUAAAAAAAUCUGAAUUAACUUCCAUGCUUUGGGAAGUAAUAUUUUUAUGGAAGAAUGUUACUUGAAUAUCGAUUUUGCCUAAAUUUUAGCUACUUGGAAUACUGAUGUGGGGUUUUUUUUUAGUUUAUUGCUUGUUUAAUUUUUUUUGGCAUGUUUUAAAGUGUUGCUUUAAUUGUUUUUACCAGUAAUUGUAGUGUUUUAUUAUUUUUGUAAACUAAAUAAAUUUUAUGAAAUAAAUAAAAUUCUUAAGAUUUAAAUGAAGUUUAGCUUACACCUUUGACACAUUUUCCCAAGGAAAUCUAGGAAAAUGUUUUGCUUCAAGAUACUUUUCAGAUCCUAGGUGAAUUCUACAGAGUGCCUGUUUUAAAUAGCCACUCUCUUUUCUUUAUAGGAAGGCAUGGUACGAUGUGAUACAGCUGUUGGAACACCAGACUAUAUAUCCCCAGAAGUAUUAAAAUCUCAAGGUGGUGAUGGUUACUAUGGACGAGAAUGUGACUGGUGGUCAGUUGGUGUCUUUUUGUAUGAAAUGCUUGUGGGUGAGCAUCAAAAUAAUCAAUGUUCUGCAAAUGACAUUAACUGCAUUUACUGUUGAAUAAAAAUGCCUUAUAUUUUAACUAUUGCUUAAGGUUUACAUGGAAGCAAGCCCCAUGGAGUUCAAUGGCUGCCUUUUACAAAGGUUAUAAGAUUGUAGUCUUCUAUACUUCAAUGCUACAUCCUUCCAGAUCUUAUGCUGUUGCUAAACAUCAAGUCAGGGAGCAGAAAGACUUCAGCUAUUCAGGGUUUGAUCUCAGAUGAUCAGGCUGACCCUUGUGUUCAGUAGAGACCUAGCUAGACAAUGGGAAAGCUUAAUCUUAUCCAACUCUUACUGAGGGAUUGCAUGUUGCCUUUCGAUGUAGAGUUUAGGAUUUCAGCCUCCUUUAUUUAAGGCUCCCACCUGGUGCUCUCUUUAUUGUCUCUAGAUGUCACUUUCUUUAUUUUAUGAAUUGACAGUAUUAUAACAUUAAUUGUUACACCUGUCAAAACAGUUGCAUAUGUAAAAACUAUCUUAUAUAUAACAAAAAACGUUUUAAAACAACACAUACAUAAAAACUAUUCAAAUCCAAGACAUAUACCAAUGGAAAGGAUAGAUGCUGCUACACUAAAUGUCUGAUUUUGAUGAUGUUGAUGGUGAUGAUGAUGAUAAAAAUAAUAAUAGUAAUAAUAAUUUAUGUCUACCCCACCCAUCUGCCAUUCAGAACACUGCUGAUUGGUUUUGUAUGUAGAACACAUUGUAGAGGUUUUUGGCACAUAGAUGACAAUGGUCAGGCUAUCCGAAUCCAAAAAUGGCCAUAGUUGUCUUACCAGCUAAAACUAGUACAAGGCACUCCUAGCCACUAAACUUAGAAUCAUGUGAUGUGAAAAUGCUUCUACCACAUACUUGUCAGAACAUGAGCUUCUUAGAUCUUCAGUACAACUGGAGUAUUGCUUUCUAAUUUGAUUUUUAUAUUAAGUGACAAGGUGAAUCCUGACUACUUAAAAUCAUGGCAUGAGAAGUAGCAAUCAUUUGCUUUCUACAUCCAGUAUUUAGCCUAGUUCUGACACAAUGUUUCCUUGGAAUUUUAUUGUCUUCAGCUAUUGUGUGACAUUUUUUUCACUUUCGUUCUUUUUAAUUUUAGGGGAUACACCUUUUUAUGCAGAUUCUUUGGUUGGAACAUACAGUAAAAUUAUGAACCAUAAGAAUUCUCUUAGCUUUCCUGAUGAUAAUGAUAUUUCAAAAGAUGCAAAAAAUCUUAUUUGUGGCUUCUUAACUGACAGGUAAUAUUUUACAUCAAAAUGAAAGUUUUUGGUUUAGAGGUUUUUCUGUAGUAAACUUUAUCACCUGGUGAUAAACCAGUGUUUAUGAAUUUUACAUACGUUUUAAUAAACUUUUUAAUCCUAUUAGGUCUUGUCCUGAUAAUAAAAUAUAGUGUUCCUGCUGUAAAACCACUCUGUAUACGAGAGCUUUUAAGUCAGUCUGACAAUUCAAGAGCUUGAAAUCAGUUUCCUAGUAUUUUUAUUUAUUGAAUAAUAAUCUUAUGUUAAAGGGACUCGGGUGGCACUGUGGGUUAAACCACAGAGCCUAGGACUUGCCGAUCAGAAGGUCGGCGGUUCGAAUCCCCGUGAUGGGGUGAGCUCCCGUUGCUCGGUCCCUGCUCCUGCCAACCUAGCAGUUCGAAAGCACGUCAAAGUGCAAGUAGAUAAAUAGGUACCGCUCCAGCAGGAAGGUAAAUGGCGUUUCCGUGCGCUGCUCUGGUUUGCCAGAAGCGGCUUAGUCAUGCUGGCCACAUGACCCGGAAGCUGUACGCCAGCUCCCUCGGCCAAUAAAGCGAGAUGAGCGCCGCAACCCCAGAGUCGGUCACGACUGGACUUAAUGAUCAGGGGUCCCUUUACCUUUACCUAAUCCUAUGUUAAUAAUUGGAUUAAAAAUGUCUUUCUAAAUGUUUAAGUACUUUAAGUUUAUAUACAUUUUAAGCAGUGGCAUUAAUAGUAUAUGCAAUCAUACCCUGCAAAAUAUUUAAAGAAAUUAGAAUUAAACUGGCUUCAAGUUUGAAUAUCUUAACAUUUGUACGAAUUUUGAAAUCUUUUACCUCAUUCCUGUGUGUUCUUUUCUUGAUGCAAGCAAUCAUUUCUUGGACAGUCAAUAUCCAAACAGUUAUUAGCUGUACAAUGUGUUUCUUUUUAACUUUAGUGUGCAUGAGUAUACCUGUUUAUUAUUCUUAGGUUUCAUAAUUUAUGUAAAGAUGGAAUUAAAAAAAAUCUUGCAAUUUAAAAUAUUGGUAGGAUUAUAAAUGCGGUUUCUUGAAUACCCUAAACAAACUAUAGAUACACUUCUUCUUCAAAAUAACAUGUGUGAGAUUGUGCUGCUGAUGUUUUCAUAGACUUGGAUCCAAAAGUAUCCUUUCUGCAAGCAGAAAAACUCUUCUGCUUAUAGAAGGGGUUUUUAUGACUUACCAAAGAGCAGAUGAGAAACUAACCUAUAAUGCCAACAAUGUUCUUGAGUUUGUAAAAGCUCUUAUAAAAUCGUAUGCGCAAGACUAUUCAGUAUUUUUUUCUCAGGAAAAAAUACUUCAAACUGUUUAUAGUGUUAAUCCCUAAUGUGGAAUAAUUUUGUGCAUUAAUGAUUGGAGUGCACACUUGCAGUUCUCCAGAAAUGCAAAGCAAGACCUAUGUUUUGGACUUGCAUUGCAACAGGGACUUGCGUGUGAAUGGGCAUGAAUGUGCCUGAUCAUUUUGUGUACUUUGACAUAACUCUAGAUACAUUGUUGUGCGAAAACUUUCCCUAGCACUUAUACAGCAGCUUACAGAAACAGUGACAAUUCAGUUCAUGGUCUGUAGCAGUCCAGGAACAUAUAUCAAAAGGGGGGGGGGGAAAUGCUGCAGUGUGUUUUGUUGUGGAUGGGAGGAGUAGUUAAUAUUUUUUAUACACAUUAUUUCAAUCUACCCCAUAGUUUCAAGACAAUGUUAUGAGGUAGCAUGAGUUUGAACCACAGGAGGUGUGAAACUGCUCCCUCACCUCAGAUUCGGAGUGGAUAAGCAGUUGGUGAUUUUCUUCUGAGCUCUUCUCAGCUCCUAAUCACCCCUUUCUAAUUUUCCAUUUAAAAAGUGACUUAUUGGGCUACUGUUGCAUAUGUUUGCAUGCUUUAUGUAUUUUGAUCUUCAGAGCUUGCAUAUUUACUCCUUUCAAAAUAUCCCUUCAACAGGGAAGUCAGAUUAGGCCGAAAUGGUGUGGAAGAAAUCAAGCGACACCCUUUCUUCAAAAAUGACCAGUGGUCUUGGGAAAACCUUAGAGACAGUAAGUAUCUCUUUUGACCAUGCAUGAAGCUAUCUGCAUUGAGGCCCAUAUAUCAUCUUUUAAAAAUCAGUAGUAUAAAUUGGUUAGGUGUCCAAUACAAAGUUGCUUAUGUAUAUAUAGAUCGGGAGCCUACUCCAGGCAUAGAAUUCACCACUUAGGACACUGCAGAAAUUAAAUAGCAAUCAAUUUUUAGUAUUUGUGAAAAUAUAUUGCUCAAGAGAUCCCUAUUUUAUUGCUAAUGUGAGGUCUCUUGAGUGACCAAUGGGUGUUAGGUUUUUUAAUUGGCAGCUGUCUGGGGACCUCAGGAGCAAUCUGUUCUGUUUAGUAAUUGCAACUAUAUUUAAGUUUUGAAGCUUUGAUUUUUUAAUAAUAAUAUUUUUUUUAUUGCAUGUGCUGCUCAAUGUAGAAUAAAGAGUUAAAUCUUGCCAUGUCUCCUUGUGAUUCUUUCAUUCCUCUUCUCCAUUCCAAUUGUAACAUUUUUAAUAUAUUAGUUUCAAUAAACAUUUUAGUAAUCCUUUUUUUGUUUAUAUUGAUAGCUGUAGCACCUGUUGUGCCUGAUUUAAGUAGUGAUAUUGAUACUAGUAACUUUGACGAUUUGGAGGAAGAUAAAGGAGAAGAAGAAACAUUUCCUAUACCAAAAGCAUUUGUUGGCAACCAGCUGCCUUUUGUAGGAUUUACUUAUUACAGUAACCAUCAGUAAGUAUACAUGUGCUACUGAAAAUGCAGGCAUGUGAGCUUAAGUUGUGAGAACAAAUUCUAUAAGAUUUGAGAGCAAUGUCACAAAAGAAACUUAAUUCUGGGUUUAAAUGACACUUUAAAAAAUCUGUCUUGCCAUAUCAUCCUAAAAUGUGUAACACUUUUUAUAGCAGUUUUGAACUUACGGUACAGGCAGCAAUUUUGCACAUUUAAUUUUGGUUCCUCUUGAUGUGACAUCAUACUAUGUCCCUGAUUUUUGUGUUUUCUCAAGCAAUGUCAGAAGGCCAGGCUUUUAAGUAAUCAUUACUUCCAGUGCAUGCUUACCUGGGAGAAAGUCUCAUUGAACUCAGUGCGGUUUAUUUCUGAGUAGCCGUUCAUAGAAUUCCACUGUUAAGGGUCAAAUUAUUCUAUGUAGUCUGCUCAUUAAUAUGCCCUUGGAUUUGUUUGCUUACUAGCUAUGGAGAACAGCAACAUUGUCUAGUGAGCAAACAAGGAGAUAUCAUGCAAGAGGUUGAUCCACUUAAUUAUUCGUUAAUAUAAUUUGCAAAGAGUUCAUGGAUUCUUACUAGGAUUGCGAAAAACGUCAGAUUUCUAGAGAAAUUUUAACUCUUAAAGACCAUUCAAAAUAUGAUAGUAAUACAUCCUACAGGUUAGAAAUACAUAGUCAGAUACGUAUUUCACAAUUACACAGCUAAUUUCAUGAUUUUUGAGGAACUGUCCAGUGUUUGGAGCAGUAAAGCUUUUUACUACUGCAGACAGAGGUUGUCCAAUCUUCCUUAUAAGUUACGAUUUUUCAUCAGCUGCAAAACUGCAGAAAAGAAUGUUGUAAAGCAAAACAGUAUGUGAUAUUUGAAGGAAAGAUGUCUAAAUAGGGUGUUCAUGUUGUGUCUUUUCAGAAGAUGUGUGCUCUCACGUUCAAAUUUUAGUUAACAGCAGAGACUCAAAAAUGUGAAAAUACACCUUUAAAAUUGCAUGUACCCAGCCUACUAUAUAAUGUGGGCAUUUAAGUUUCAGGUAUAUGGGUUGCAGAAAUGUGCAAGCAAAGUGAUCAGGGGGCUGGAGUACUUUCACUAUGAGGAAAAGCUAAAAUGUUGGGGCAGGUUAGAUUUAAAAAGGGUAACUAAGGAUAGAAAUGAGAGAAUUUCUAGUAUGUAGAAAGUGGGGAGAAAAAAGUUGUUCUCUCAUCAUAUUACUAUAACUUAUUGUGUGCUUACAGGUAUUUAUCUAGCUGUACAGCAAACUCUAAUGACAACAGAGCAAGCACCAACGUAGAUAAAAGUUUGGUAUGUCUUUUUUUCUUUUUUAAUUUCCCCCCCUUUGUUAGGACCUCAAAUAAGUGCUAUUAGCUAAUUAAAUAUUUUGUUGAUGAAUCCUUUGUAUUGAUAACUUGAUUUGAAUAAAUGUAAAUUACCAAGACAUCCAUAUAUACACAGGUCCCUCUUUCUGAACACAGUAUAUUCCCAGGAAAUUGUUUGUUAGGCAAUCAUUUGCAUAAAGAGCUGAUGAUUGCUAUUAGUUCCUACGGGAACAUUUUUCUGGCUCUCUUUCCAUGCUUUCUGCCUGAGUCUGAUGCAACCAAUCAACGAAAGCAAGACAAAGGAAAAGCUGAUUUGUCCAAUCUCCUUUCUUCCCUCCCUUCUUCCCUCCAUCCCUCCCACCCUCUCUCCAUGCUUUCUGCCCAAAAUGGCAACACCAAUCAGCAAAGCACAAGUAGGGAAGUGGGUGAGCUCCAGCUGUUCCGAUAUGUGAAUCAGCCCUUUGUGUAGUGAGGGUUGGGUAUAAUUCUUUGUAUUUGGAUAACUGAGAUUUCAUAUAACAAGCUGUCAGGGAACUGCCAUCAGUACUAGAGGGGGAGCGCAAAAGCCAGAGGGAUUCCAGAGAGCGUCCAGGGAUCGGGAGAAGCAGCCCAUCUUCUGGGGAAGAGAAUCAGCGUAGCACCAGUGGAGAAGGGGGGCAGGUGGGGGAAGUGGCGAGGCGGUCCCAUGACUCCUUGCUGGGGACCAGCGGGGAGAGUAGAGGUCCUCCGUUGCCCACACCCUCCCUGCGCAGAAGGCUUUCGCGCAGAGAGGGUAGGCGGAGACUAGGCGUCAAAGAGCUUCUUUUCUGGAAGAAGUUUAAGAAACGCCCACUCACGGAUUCUGCCAGCGAUUGAGUCAGCCACGGGUGAGUGGCUGUCCGGACAGAGGAGGUUCACUUUGGCAGCCCAGCCAGGUGUUUGCACCCAGCCAGGGAGAUAGGCAUCUGCUUACGCACGAGCAACCCCUUAGAACCAUUACAGCAAUCCGUGAGUCCCUGACGUUGCUUGUGCGCAGCCCGGGGGAGGCAGCACAAUGAGCCAGACAGGACCAGCCGGAGAGGCAGAGCAAGAAGCCAUGGUGCGAGGUCUGGUCGAGCAACCCCUUAGAACCAUUACACAAGCAUUCCGAUAGUGGGACCUAUCGGAAGAUUUGUUUUCAAGAUAUUGAAGGAAGUGUAACGUAAAGAUUAAUAACCAAUAUUUGCACUCAUGUAAGAAUGAAAAUGAGUCUACAGUUCUUUUUCUUUCUCAUUAUUGCAGCACAGCAGAGCUAAAAUGUCACCAAAAAUUAAAUCAAUUUUUAAUUUACAAUGUUUAUAUACUACUUGAUUAUAAUAAGACCUCAAAGUGGUUUACAAAUGUGUCUGAAUUUCUGGUCCCAUUUAUAAGAAUGUGCCCAUGUUUAUUAAUCUGUUAAAGCAGUAAUCUCCUAGCUGAAACUUGCUGCUCCAAUUUUUAAAAAUAAGAUACUGAGAACCAUUCAAAGCAAUUUUAGAUAGUUGUUGUAAAAUUCACUACAAUUUAGAUAGUCCCAUAAGAUCCUGUCAAGUAUGACUUUUAUUUUCAUUCUGUAUUUUAUAUUUAAAGCUGGAAUCUCUGCAGAAAACUAUCUAUCAACUUGAAGAACAGCUACAUAAUGAAAUGGAACUGAAAGAUGAAAUGGAACAAAAAUUCAGGUGACUCAAUUCAUUCUUUGUUAUCAGAACUUCAGAAACACAUGUUUUAUGAGUUUUAUAUUGGGGAAUUAUGAUGGUAUUAACAUUUUAUAUGUGUAGACCAAGAGGUUUGUAGCCCAUCUCCAAAACUGAGUAUCAGGGUCUUAGGAGCCAGUUAAUGGCACCAAUUCUGAAAGUGAUAUUUUUAAGAGUUGCUGGUAGCAACAAGGAUGCUUUUGCUUGUUGGCAUUACUAAGAGCAAGACUAAGCACUCUUAGGUGAAUGUGCAUCAGUUAUCUUGGGAGUGAAGAAUUUGAAAGGUAGGGAUAUAGUCACUUUGAAUCUCCCAUUUACCAGCUUUUUGGUUUAGUUUCCUUCCCUCUUAGAGCUCACCCUGGUUCUUCUCAGAUUAUGUUCUGGCUGCUAUAAAAUAUUUCAUAUUCCUUAUUGGCAGCUUCAGAUAUUUGGAGCUAGUUUAAGAUCUAAGGUGCUAGUUCUACACAGAAAUAGUUUAAGUAAAAUUCUUAGGUUACUAGGAUAUCAGUGUUAGACAUAAUGCGUAUUCAACAUAGCACUAAUUUGCUGGUUUCGUCAGCACAGGCAUUUUUCCUUAUGGAUUGUUUCCCCCUCUGGAGCAGAUUGGAGAUGGCAUGGAGCACUCACAGUGAAGGAGAGGGAGAAAAGUCCUGUUUUCCUAGUGCUAUUUAGUUGAAUACUUCCCACUCUGUAUGACAUUGGGCUAUACCCAUUAACAGGUUGGUGGUAGCCUAUUCUGUACACCAGUGUCAGCCUUUUGGUCACUUGGAUGUAGAUUACACAGCCAUGAUGAUGUGAGUUAUUACAGUGUAAUUGAGUUAAAUUGGGUUGUUUGCAGAGCAGUUGUAGAGCAAAAACAAAAAAGUGUCACUAACGUAAUUAUAUUUUUUCUAGAACGUCAAACAUUAAAUUAGACAAGAUAAUGAAGGAAUUAGAUGAAGAGGUAAGUGAUUUUUUGUGUGUGGUUUUAGUGGAAUUAGUUUCCCCCCAUUUUUUAAAAUGAUGGUGUUAGAAUUUUACUUGCAUACAUGUGAUUUCUUUCUUCAGUCAUUUAUUAUUACAAAUAAAACAAAUCUCUCUCUGAAGGAUUUCUUUCCUUUUGGGAGAAUGAGGAAAGUAAAGACUUGCACCGUGGAUUGCUUGUACAGAGAGACUUUUGCCAAGGUCUUGAUUCAUUUAUUUUAAUCUCUACUCUUGGAACGCUGUCUCUCUAGCCCAAGCAUGGCCAAACUUGGCCCUCCAGAUGUUUUGGGACUACAACUCCCAUCAUCUCCAGCUAACAGGACCAGUGGUCAGGGAUGAUGGGAACUGUAGUCCCAAAACAUCUGGAGGACCAAGUUUGGCCAUGCCUGCUCUAGCCUGUCAAGUUGAUGGGCGUGUGGCUAGUGACUGUAAAAAAGCCAAUAUACAGAUAACUCAUAUCAGUUUAAUACAGUAUUUUUAAAAAAUCUAACACAAUUAUGAUAUUUAUUGCUCUAUUUUAUUCUAAAACAUGAGAAUAUUUUCUUUCAAAGAUGGAUUAUGAAUUUCCUAAAUAAAAUAAUUUGGACCAGUUUCAACUAAAUCGUUGUCUGAGUGGGAGCCAGUGCAGUGAGUCCUUCUAGUGCAACAGGGUUUCCCCUCCUCUCCCUAUGCACCCACUUAGUUUGGCUCCCAGAACAGUGGGCAGGGAGAGAGAUAUUGUUCUGUCUGGCAAGCAGAAAUGCUUAUGCUGAUCAUAUUAGCACAACGUUGAAUUCCACUGACAGCUUCAUUGGGAUGAUUAGAACUUAAAUUUUCUACUAAAUUUAAAUGGUGAAAAAUUAAAUGGCAGUAUCUAUCUUGCAGGGCAGUCAGAGAAAAAAUUUGGAAUCAACAGUUACUCAGGUUGAAAAGGAAAAUAUGCUUCUGCAACAUAGAAUAAAUGAAUAUCAAAGAAAAAUUGAGCAGGAGAAUGAGAAACGUCGAAAUGUGGAAAAUGAAGGUAAGCUGUAUUUCCUUUCAGGAAGCACCUUUCAGGUAAGACUGAUGGUCCCUUUCGUAGGAUAUUUUUUGAACCGCAUAAAUAUCUUAGUAUUCCUUUCAACUGGGGCAUAUUUGUGUUUGAAUAUGCCUCAGAUCAGUGGUGGCUUGUUUUUUUCUCUUGCUGUAUAGAAAUAUUAGAAAAAAUACCUCCAAAAGACAUGCAUGUUUAUUUACAUUUAACAUUUCCCCUUUGCAUCUAGUGUCAACGCUAAAAGAUCAGUUGGAAGACUUAAAAAAAAUCAGUCAACAUUCACAUAUUACAAAUGAAAAAAUAACGCAGUUGCAAAAGCAAGUAAGCAAUUUUCUAUGCCUAUAUCUGCUUUCCCUCCAAAAUGUAUCAAUUUAGGGUAAAUGCAACAGAGCUGGAUGUAUUUGUUGUAUGAUGCCCACUGCUACCUUUUCUUAACUCCCCCUUCCCCUCCCAACAGCUUGAAGAGGCCAAUGAUUUACUGAGGACAGAGUCAGAUACCGCAGCAAGGUUGAGAAAGAGUCACACAGAAAUGAGCAAGUCAGUAAGUCAGUUUGAAGCCCUAAACAGAGAACUGCAAGAGAGAUGCAGAAUCCUGGAAAGCACAAAAUUACAAGUGGAAAAAGACUAUUAUCAACUUCAAGCUGCGCUGGAAGUGGAAAGAAGGGAUAGGAGUCAUGGAUCAGAAAUUAUUGGAGAGCUACAAGGUAAUAAUUUAAGACAAAGUAAAUCUAAUACAGUGGUACCUUGGUUUAAGAACUUAAUCUGUUCUGGAAGUCCGUUCUUAAACCAAAGCAAUCUUAAACCAAGGUGUGCUUUCCCAUAGCAGCAGGGGACUCAAUUUACAAAUGGAAGCCACUCAACAGGAAGUGAAACAUGUUCUUAUUCCAAGGCAAAGUUCACAAACCAAAACACCUACUUCCAGGUUUGCAGCGUUCUUAAUCUAAGUUGUUCAUAAACUAAGCUGUUCUUAAACCAAGGUACCACUGUAGUGCCUUCAGUUUUGUUUUGAUCAAAUAUAUGUAUGAAUUCAGUGUGCUUUCAAUACAGUGGUACCUCGGUUUACAAACUUAAUCCGUUCCGGAAGUCUGUUCUUUAACCAAAGCCGUUCUUAAACCGACGUUCGCAUUCCCUAAUGAGGCCUCCCGCCGCCGGUGCCCUUCCACUGUUCGGCUUCCGUUUGUAGACUGAGGUGAAGGUAAAGUUCCCUAACCGGAACACUACUUCCGGUUUUGUGGAGUUCGUAUACCGAAUAGUUCGUAAACAGGACUGUUCUUAAACCGAGGUACCACUGUACUGAAUUUUAAUCCAAGUUGAGAGCGUAACACUAACAUUAGAAACACUGUCUCUUUUUUUAAUUAACCAACGACCUCUGAUAUAUGUUAGGAGCUUUAUGUGGGUAAAUCAUAGUUUCGGUUUUGUGUGCAAGUACUGUGGCAGAUUAUACUAUUUAAUUGUUUAUGUAGCUCGGGUUACAUCUUUACAAGAAGAAAUCAAAGGUUUAAAGAACAAUCUUGAAAGAGUGGAAGAAGAAAGAAAGCAGGCCCAGGACAUGCUUAAUCAUUCUGAAAAGGUAAGAUCAUUAAAACAAUGAGGUAUAAAUUUCUUGUUCCUUGGAAUAAAGAUGCAUAUUUCUACAAAUCUAUAAAAAGCAGCAUGCAAAUGUGAUUGAUAGGAUGAUUUUAUAAGAUCUAAAUUAAGCCACUGUGUUUGAAUUUAAGUUUGUUUAAUUCAGUUGAUGUGAGUGGGAAUACGUUGGCUCAUUUUUUAUAUAGUUGUGGAUCAAGCUUUUAAGGGUGAUAGAAAUGUGGCAUUACUACCAAUGCAUCUAUUGUUGUUUUUAUUACUAUGAUACCAUCAAUGUAUAUAUAUUUUCACCAAGUAUUAUAGGGAAAAAGGACAGACUGUUACCCUAAAGGACUUUAAGUCUGUAUCUUGAUAGUUAGAGGUAGAGAAAAGCGAAUGUUUGAUUCAUUUAUGGGUGAGGAUUAAAGGAUUAAACCAAAAGCUUUAUGCAAAAAGUGGAGUUAGAUAAGAGAUGUUAGAGCAAGAGUUUUUGGGUCUCUAGGCAUAGCAGAAUUAAAGAGGCAAAGUCCUAGGAGUAAAAUUACUUGGGAUGCAUCUUGAAUCAGUGCUUGUGGUUGUCAAUAUAUAUUUUAACCAAAUUCAGAUGCAGUGAUCCCAAUUCCUAUCAGAACUUGUAAUAUAGGUGGUUUAACCCUUCCUCCAUUGCCAUCAUUGCCCUGAAAAAUCACCCCACCAAAGCUUCUAGGGACAAAGGAGGUUUAGUGGGGAAACGGUGCAUGGGGAAAGGGUAAUACAUCCUUUCAUGAGCUGUGGUCCCCAGAUGGGUUGUGGGAAGCCCAUGGCUACAUUGUGGGGGAGGAUAAUACAGAGAAACUCAAGCAUGGCAUUCAAAAAUACAUUUACAAAUAACUUGCGACUUAACCCCAGAUAAAGAGACACCAGCGCAGGGCAGAGCUGUUAAUCAUUUGUGAAAUUCUAAGCGUCCUCAAUCAUAAAUAUUUGUGGAUUGUGUGUGCUAAAAGAAGUAUGUGUGUGCAUAACUUGGUCGCUCGCUUGCAAUGUAGCAGUUCAUUAUCAUAUUUUCAGUUAAAAAAAAAAGAAAGCUGAGGCAGAUGGGAUUACAAAAAGCUAUUGAGUGUCAUGAAAUCUGAAUGUGUUUUUUUUUAGAUUAAGGAUGGUAUGGUGUUCUUAACCUAACUUCAGCUUAUAAAAAUAUCUUACAGGAAAAGAAUAAUUUAGAGAUUGAUCUAAACUACAAACUCAAAAUAUUACAGCAGCGUUUAGAGCAAGAAGUAAAUGAGCAUAAUAUAAAUAAAGCUCGUUUAACUGACAAGCACCAGUCAAUAGAAGAGGCCAAGUCAGUUGCAAUGUGUGGUAAGUUUUUAUAACGUUUGUUUGUUCAUAUAGCAUUUAUAUACUGUCUUCCAAGGCAUGUUUACAGUUUUAAAAUACUAAAACAAAUAAGUAACUAGAGUCCAACUGGAGCAGGCCAUGAUGUUGACUUUACCUGCCUCCUUCACUCUUUUCCUUCUCACAGGGAAGACCAUGUCCAAGUUUAAAGUACUGUUAACUGUUUGUAUAUUUUUCCUUUGGAUAAUUACAGGAUAAACAUGCCAGUUACGUAUAUAAUAAAGAAAUGACAGCUGCAAUGUUACUUGUAAGUCAGUAGGAGAAAGGCACAAAUUGGAUUUGUGUGCCUUCAAAUGUCUCUUUCCUAUCCAGUCAUUAAACAAAAUGCUGCCUGUGGAAGCAGUCCUAGUGAAAUGCUCAAUAAAACAGUGCUGAAAUGGAAAGUAUGUUUCUAACAGUAUUAGCGCACAAGUAUUACUUGUUUAUUCCUCACAGUCAUCACUAGUUUUAUCAUUAUACAAAUUACACACACACACACACACACACACACACACGUGUAUAUAUAUAUAGAGAGAGACAAACAAAUUUUAUUGCACAAACAUAAUAAAUUAAUAAAAUAAUAAAAAUAAAGUAUCUACUUAAGGCCCCUUUGAAUAGAUAAAGAACACUAUGAAUGAGACAUACAAUGAUUCUCCAUAAACUGUCUAAGUUAAAUUACAUAAUUCACAAUUACAAUAUGUGGUACAGCCAACAAUGCAGCUGGAUCAUAAGGGACUCACAAAUGGGGAUAGUGCUGUUGCACUCAGAUUCUGCUUAUGGAGUUCCCAUAGAUAUUUGGUUGGCCAUUGUAAGAACAGGAUGCUGGAGUGGAUGAGCCUCUACUGGUGGCCAUUCUUAUGUUAUUAAGGGGAAUAGACAAAUGUGUGGAAGUUAAAUCUAUCAGUGGCUACUAGUCAUUUAGUCAUUGCAUGCUAAGUCCAGGAUUGGAGGCAGCAUGCCUUUAAAUACCAGUUGCCAGGGAACAACAGUGGGAGAGGGCUCUUGCUCUCAUGGUGCUUAUGAUUGGCUAGUGUGGGAAACAGGAUGCUAGGCUAGAUGAACUUCCGGUCUAAUUCAGCACACCUCCACUCACAUUCAAACAUUUGGCAAUUUUUUGUAGAUUACGAAGAUGUCUUGUCAGUCGGGUAUCUUCACUGUCCUCAUGAGUGUUGAAAUAGUUUAUUUUUCCUCACUACUUGCAAAUAGUUUUGAGUGCUAAGUCUUACUGCCCAUGGUAGUAAAGAAGUGGUGAUGGGGCUAAUAGUCAAGGAAGAAACUGCCAGUACAUAUAAUAAUUCUGGACAGUUUUAGUAUCUGCUAUGGCUGCUUACACCACCUAAGUCUCGCCUCCCCACCACUCCCCACAUCAGAUUAUUGUAACUAAUUGGCCAAUGUCUGUAGACAGUGUGGGGUGUCUGGUCAGGUACCACUGCAAAUGUGGAAGCUCUGCCCAUUUAGUAUGCAGAGCAGCCUGCAUAAAAUUCUUUUAUUGGAAUUUUUUUAAAGAUGUACUAUCUUUGGUCCUUUAGAAAUUGAAAAAAAGGUGAAAGAAGAGCGAUCAGCAAGAGAGAAGGCAGAAAAUCGAAUAGUCCAGAUUGAAAAACAAUGUUCCAUGCUAGACUUUGACUUGAAGCAAUCUCAACAGAAGCUGGAGCACCUUAGUGAACAGAAAGAGAGACUAGAAGAUGAGGUAAUAAAAAGUGCUUAAGUUAGUUGCUAUAAGUUUGAGGUACUUAAGAAAACUUAACUUUCUUCAUAUCCCUUUAAGCAGAAAACUCCUCAAACCUCCGCUUUUGCAUGUGGAUGCAAAUCCAAUUUCUGAAUUCAUUUCCUCCCAAUUUAAUGUAAUUGGAAAUGUUUUCUCAAUUCAUGCAAUUUGGAUUCUACGUGCCAUGUAUUUUGCACUACAAAGCUUUGCUACAAAAUAUGCUAAUGAAAUUGGAAAUACAUAGAGAAAUGAUGAUUAUAAAAUUAGUAGGACCUUUCUUUUGCUGUAUUGUGGGGGAAAUCAUGGAGGGGGAUUCAAAAUUUAGAAUUGAGGAAGAUGGGCUGCUUUGUAAAGCAAUUCUGUAUGUUGCUGUACAUUCUGUUGUACAUGGACAUAAAGGCAGCUUAGGCAACCACACAACUUGUUUUGCAUGCUCAAGGCAGUUUGUGUGUGCGUGCAGAGGCUUGUGUAGUGUUCAAGUCUUGUGUGUGUGAUGGCAAACUGCUUUCAAACCUGAACACACUUUCAAAAGCAGCUUUUGAUACUGCAUUGAAUGCUGCUGUAUAAAGAAAAAAAAUGUUUAAAUGCUGGCAUUAACUUAUUUAUGAAAUAUUACUACUUUUAAAGAAACCAGAAAGCCUUUUCUAUUGGCUAAAAUAUUUUAUUGUGCGGUUAGGUUAAGAAUAUCACACUUCAGCUGGAGCAUGAGAUUAAUAAGAGAGUGAUGGCACAGAAUGACCUGAAGAGUCAUGCUAUAGAGGCAGAUAACUUAAAAAGUUCUGAGAAGCAGCUAAAACAGGAGAUCAACACAUUGUUGGAAGCGAAGAGAUUAGCAGAAUUUGAGUUGGCUCAACUGGCAAAGUAAGUAAACUCAAUUUAGAAUCAGCUGCUUCACCCCAUAAUAUUACAAAUUUUACUGAGUGCUUUUCUGUAUUCAAAUAUGCAUACAUUUCAGUACAUGAAUAUCUUUGUUUAGUAAUAUCUGUUUAUAUGAUCAUAGGAGCGUCGUGCUCAUAUGCAGAGCUCUUUCUGUGUGAUAGGGUCUGAUUAAAGUACAUUCUGUACAGGUUAAUGUUAUAAAAGUAGAUGCCACAGGGUUUGUUUCCUGUCUUUUAGGCAGAAGUGCUCUGCUUAUUUUCUAGUUGUCUUACAAAUGAACUAAUCAAAAUGAAGCACUUCUUCCAGUUUGAAGUUUCAGCUGAAAUUCAUUUGAGGGAACGUAUAACCUUAAAUUAAAACCUUGGAGUAAGGUGAAUCCCUUCAGAAGUUUAAGCUGUCUUAUUUCAUACUUCAUGCACAACUUGGAUGUUUUGUUACUUGAUUAACCAGCACUUGAUGACUGAUAGUUUAUUGUAUAAACUCAUUCAACUGAGAAGUAUUUUAUUUGAAUGUGUAUUAGGGAUUUGAAUGCUUUGUCAAAAAUGAGAGAUUUUUUGAAUUUGGUGGUGGGGAGCAGAAGUCUGCUGAUUGACUAGCUAAUGUGGGGAUGGGAUAGAGAGGGUUGUGUGGGUUAAAAUUUACCAGCUAAUAUGCUGCCAGCAGGCCUUUGGCUAAUAUGUAGAAUGUUCUUAAUUAUUUUUCUCCUCUCAAAGGCAGUACAGAGGGAAUGAAGGCCAGAUGCGUGAACUGCAAGAUCAACUAGAAGCCGAACAGUACUUUUCUGUAAGCUGUCCACUUGUACAUUACGCAAGCAAUUUUUAUGAGUGAUGAUAUGGUAACAUUGUAUAAACCCAAUAGUAGUGACUUUCUAUAUUAGCUUCAUAUAAUGUUUGUGCCUGGAGAGGGGAAAUGGGUAAAGAGGUAAUGAUAAGGACAGGACAAACAGGCAGAAGUGGAAGACAAUGUGCAGAUAGUGCUAGCAACCCUCAGGGCCACGGUUUCGUAGUCAAUGCAACAAAAAGCAACUAUAUCCUUUGGGAUGUAGCAUUUGGGAGCCAUCAAAAUCAGGGUGGUCACUUGCUGACUUCUGCUAAGGAUAUCAUAUGUAAUGAUGUUAGUUCAGCUGUUGAAUUUGAUGGCAUUAGUUAUAGGGAUCACACCAUGGGCCAUACACCACUCCUGACCCUCCUAGUAUACAAAGACAUCAUAGCCAAUUGUAGACAUUGGCAGAUCCUCCUGGUGGCCUAUAUCAAAUGGCCCUCUCGGUGGUGGGGCAACUCCAGUGCACCUGAUAGCAGGGGUUCCCCUAAAGAACCUACCACCCCUAACUAUCACAAUGGAUGCUAGCCCCAGGAACUGGAAAACCCACUAGUGGGCCAGCAUGUCCAGAGCAGGAGGACCAGGCCAGAAGCCCAGCAUUCUUGUCAAGUGACUGGAGCUGUGAGUUGCCCACCUGAUGCUGAAACACCUCACCCACACAUUGCUCAUCUCUGAUGUUCAAAUAUGGAUGGACAACACAACCAUGAAAGUCCACAUUACAGGUAGGAAGGAACCAGAUUGUUGCCCCUUCACCUGGAAGCCUUCCAUACACUAGACUGGGCAGUGAUGCAUCUGACUUAACUCACAUUGGAGCAUAUCAUUGUAGUUUCUGGUGAAGGUUAUGAUUUUAUAGGAAUUUAUAGACUUAUUCUCUGUUGCUUGCUUUAUUGCUUUGGUUAAUCAUAUUUUAAACCUCUCUGAGAUAUUGCCUAUACCUGUCAGGGUGCUGUCAGCGACUCCCAGCUGAUUGCUUAGGGAAGGAUGAAGACAAGGAAAAGUUUUUUAAAGCCCUUUUUUAUUUCAGACUUUACAGAGGGAGGCUAUAGAACCCAGCCUCUUGGAUAAUGGCAUUGUCCUGAGUGAAUCUCCACCCCACCUUCUCUCCUACUUCCUCAUUCUUCUUCAUCAUCAUCAUCUCCUGUCGCUAUGUGCCCUCUGUCUUCAAGCUCUUUGCUCUCCUACUUUUAAGGAUUGCUGGGUUCUUUGAGAUGGUGGGUCUAGAAUGCUUUCUAGUGACGUGUCAGCCAGCUGCCUGCUCCUCCUCCUCCCAUUAUUUCCCAACUUUCCCCCCAUCUGUCCCUGAGCUUUGACCUCCUGCAAACCACAGUUGUAAAUUUACAGUGUCUUCCUCUUCCUCCUCCCUGGAAGGGUCAGGAUGGGGAGGCUGUUUCCACCACUACUCCUCCUCUGCCCAAAUCCCUGACAAUAACUGAAAAGUGUUUAAUAAAUGCUCGGAAUGAUAGAAGAAUAUGCAGUAAGUAGAAAAUAAUGUGCCAGUAUUUUCUAUUACAUAUGCAACAUUGUGUCCUGUAAUAAGGAAUGUCUGAAUGGUUUGACAUAUUAUUGAGCACAAUAUGAUAGAUUUGGGUUUGCUUUUUUAAUUUGCAGACUCUAUACAAAACUCAGGUUAAAGAACUUAAAGAAGAAAUUGAGGAGAAGAAUAAAGAAACCCAGAAAAAAAUACAGGAAUUACAAAAUGAAAAGUAAGUAAAUGAUUACAAAAUGAAAAGUAAGUAAAUGAUAGAAGCACAAUCUCUCCAUUAUUAAGCACCUGCUUAUUUUAAUUAGAAAGUGAAGCAUGUACUCAGCCCCUCUAAUUGUGGAAACAUUUCUGCUUCAUGUUUCUCAGGAGAAUGCAUAGAGUGUGUUUUUAAUUUUGCCUAGAAAUAAAAUGUUAUCUUCAUAAAAUAGUAGGACAUUACAUAUGCUAGAAGUGUAGGUAUACAAGGUUGUACUUGAGUAAAAACUGUACAUUUUUAUUUGUUUUUACUCCCAAGUUAGGACAGAGCAGAACAGCAUAUUCUAGAAUACUGUGGACGCAGUAUAUGUUGACACAAAUUUUAGUUCUGCAAGCAAAUAAAAAAUACAAGUAUCUAAUGAUUGUAACAUACAGAGGGACACGAGAAGAAGACCUUGCUCUUUCCCCCUGCAAUAGGACCUGUGUUGCCUGGAAUAGACUUUUUGUUUUGUGUUUUAUUAAAAAGACAACAUGGCUCAUAUUUUGUUUGGGAAAAGUAUGUAUAAUUUAUAUGCUACAUUUAUUUCAUACCUUUCAAUCAAGGAGCUCAAGGUAGCAAAUAUAAUUCCACCCCAUUUUGUUUUCCCAACAACUCUAUGAGAUAGGUUAGCCUGGGAGAUAGUGACUGGUUCUCUGCAGUCUUAGUCUUUAAACACUAUACAUUACUACUUUGGAAAAAAAUAUUAACUUUCUGUUGUAGAGAAACUCUUGCUGCACAGUUAGAUCUGGCUGAAACAAAAGCUGAAUCUGAGCAGUUGGCCCGAGCUCUCCUUGAGGAGCAGUAUUUUGAAUUGACUCAGGAGAGCAAGAAAGCCGCAUCACGAAACAGACAAGAAAUUGCCGACAAGGAUAAUAUUGUAAGCCGGGUAAGUUACUGUGCAAUAAACACAUUACAACACAACUUGCUAUCUUGUAUCAAAAACAUCUUUGAAUCCUCUAUUUUAUACUCCUUAAAAAAUUUAUUCCAGAGGUAUGUAUUGCUCUGAUGUGCACUAGAAGUUCUGUUUUCCGUAGUGGAGAAUGGAGAACACAUAACAGGGUUAACUCCCUUCCAGCCAGCCAGUAGUGCUUUUCAAGUUUUGACCCUGCCUCAGAGAGAGUUAACCCCUUCAUGUGUGCUUCCAUUUCCCACUGAACAGAAGGGCACUUCAUGGUAAGGCUAACUUUCUGAUUUCAGUAAAGGGAGCUGAGACAUUCCAUGCUUUACAUAUGUGUCCGAGCUGUCAGGAAUGUUCCUCAGCCAAAAAAAGUGCCAUAAUUUCCUGUCUAUAAGACACCCCCAUGUAUAAGACUCCCCCUAUUUUGAGGGACUCCGAUUUAAGAAAAUGGGGAAGAUGGCCUCCGUGUAUAAGACCCCCACAUAUUUGACAUUAUUUUUAAGGGGGAGGACCUAGUCUUAUACAUGGAAAAAUACAGUACAUGACACACCUGUUUCGUGUCUAGGCAGCUAUUCCCAGAUCUGUGCCUUGUGGAACAGUUGCAGCAAGAGGGACCAUGCCUCUUCCACCAGCUUAUUUAUCUUCCCCAACAGGCUAUGCACACACUACUGGAUACUAUACCUGUGUGUGAGCUGCCUCUGCUCUUCCUGCUUCAGUUCUCUCCUGGUUCUGGGAGACAUUGGUGCAGAAGAGGGUGGGAAGCACCCAGCCUUUCACUUGCCUGUUCUGUCUUUUCUUCCUCUCCCUCUGGCUCUGAAGCUUCCUCUGCCUUUGACUCUUGCUUCCUGGUUGGUACAGGUCCCCACAAAUAACUUUCCCCUUUGCCCUAGUCAGACUCCAUCCACUCCCCCCCUCCCCCGCCCAGUGCACACUCGUCAGCAUCCUGCUAGCUCCUGGCAGUUCCCUUGCCUUGACAUACAGUGGUACCUCGGUUUUCGACCAUCUCCGUUGACUAACAUUUCGUAACUCGAAUGCUGUAAACCCACAAGUAAAUGCUUUUGUUUUCAAACACACCUCAGAAGUCGAACCGGAAAUGUGGCUUCCGUCUUGAGUUUUCCGUCUUGAGUUUUCUGUUUUGAGGCUUCCAUUUUGAGUUUUGAGAACUCGUAUGGUCUUCCAGAAUGGAUUAGGUUCGAAAACCAAGGUACCACUGUAUUUGAAUCAGUGUUAAGUUUUCUAAAGUUUCUUUACAUAGCAAAGCACUGUAUGUGAUCUUUUCGCACAUCACAAAAUAUGUCUAGUAGAGAAAAGAUCUGCAGAAACUAGUCCAGAUUUUUAAAAGGAUAAAUUAUGAGAUGACAAAUUGUUACCGGUCAAGUGUUUGUAAUGUGCUUAUUGAUUUCAGUGGUUUAACAAAGCCUUCCCCCUGUCUUGCUUAGCUUGAAGAAACAAAUAAUACAUUAACCAAGGAUGUGGCAUUUCUAACAAAAGAAAAUUCUGAACUAAAUGAGAAGAUUAAGAAAGUGGAGGAAGGUAUGUGAUAAUUUCCACAUCAAUGGCCAUAAAAGAUUAAUUUUGAAAUAUAUCAAAGCCUUUUAUACAUGGAGAGCAGUUCUUUUUUCAGUGGGUUAGGUCCAAACAUCUCUUUCCACAAACAGAAGGGCUCCUAGUGCCUGAAGGCAGGAAAUGCACCAAGUUGAGGAAGUACUGUAAGUGGCUUGAAGUCCUCAACUCCAGUCUAUUUCCUGCCUUUGUCCGAGGCGGUCUUUGGUGUUAGCCAGGGGUUGGCAAGGUUUACCUCACCUGGGCCAGUUCACUCCAGUGGAGAUCCCUCUGUGGGCUGGAUCGCGCACACGCAUGAGAGUGCGCCCGUGAUUUUCGGUGCCUGCGUCUGUGCAGAUGUGAUUCCGGCACUGCGGAAGCGAGUGUACAGUACUUAAAUUUCUCAAUUACCAUCCUAGAUGGUAAUUUUCUGAGGUCUUAGUUUUUAUCUAAUAUCUAGAAUAGUUUCUUCUAAUUUCAUUUAGGCACCGUACCAAUCCAUAAUUUGAUUGUGUUCUGCCUUUUUGUAAUUGAAAUUUGUUUUUUGGAUUGAUUGCUUUGUUUUUAUGUGACUCACCAUAGUGGAAAGGUGGGAUAUAAAGCUUCUCAUAAAACAAAUAAAUAGGGUGGUAUCUGACUAAAUCAUCCUAAGAGUACAAAUAUUGAAUCAUUCCAGAAUGAUUAUGCACUGGCAUAACCAUUUGGUUACAUUAAUAAAAAUUAAAUAAUGAUUGAUGGGAGAGGGAACCAAGUAAGGUGCAGUUAUUUCAAUGUCAUAAAAGGCCUUGCUUAACUUUAAUACUUAAUAUUGUCAACAGAUUAUAUAUUGAAGAAAGAAGAAGAAAUAAAUACCAUAAAAAUGCAGUAUGAAAAGAACUUGAACACUGAAAGAACCCUUAAAACACAGGUAUUUGUCUUUUUUUUAUGCUGUGUUAAACUACAUUCUGAAAGAUUUUAUUAGCCCUUCAUAUGUUCUGCUGUUUUCACUACAAACAAGGAUGAAAGGUUUCGAUUAUGAUUAUAUACCCACAGCAUUUCCCCAUUUGUCUUAGCUGUGGUCUUACAAAAUGUGUUAUCAAGGUUAAACUUAGUCCAAAAUAUAAAAACCAUAAGCAAUCAUCACAAUAAGACAAUUACAUAAAAUAUCAAAUAAAUGAACAGUUUAACAACCAGUAUGAAAAGUAACAAUCGGAACCAGAGUUCCUCAGUGCUAUAUCCUUUUCUGUAUCUCGAAAAUGUAAAAUGAAGCUUAGGCAAAUCUUUCUGGGCAUCAUAAUAAACCACAAGGCUGGCUGCUUUGUGGCGUUGUAAAGCAUAGACUUUAGUUCUCUGUUCCUGCAGGACUGAACUGGUUAAAGGGUUUCUGGUAGCAGAGCUGGGAAGUGCUGUUGCUAGAGUAGACAGUGUUGGACUAAAUGGACCAAGGGGCUAGUUCAGCAUAAGGCAACCACUUAUGUUUAUUGGGUCAUGCUAUGCUAGUAUUUCCCUACAUAGCUCGUGAAGAAUAAUGGGCUAAAUGGCUUAGACCCAUAGAAAUAUAUGAGAGCCAUAUAUUUAUUUCACUAAUUGAUAAUGCUUUGUAAAAUGUUUAAUUUGUGAGCAAGACUCAAAUGUCAUCAUUGGUUAGAAUAAUUCCAAGAGGUUGGGGCCCAUAUAUGUGCUUAUAUUUUUUAUGUCUAUUCAAAUUUGUGCAUAUUUGUUUGAUACAUAACAGGCUGUCAACAAACUGGCUGAAAUUAUGAAUCGCAAAGAUUUUAAGCUAGAUAGAAAGAAAGUAAACAUGCAAGACUACAAGAAAAAAGAGAAGGAAAAUCGGAAGUUACAAUUGGAACUUAACCAAGAAAAAGAGAAAUUUAAUCAGAUGGUAAUAAAAUACCAGAAGGAGCUUAAUGAAAUUCAAGCGGUAAGACCUUUUCCCUUUUUUCAUUUGGUUUUUAUAUAGUCCUGUCAAAUACAUUCACUGAUGGUUUUCUGCUUAAAAGCUAACAUAUAUGAGAAUAAAAUGGUGUUCAGGACUCAGCUUGUCUGUCUAAACUCUACUGUGGAGUAUAUUGUUCAACUAAAGAGUUUUCAGAUGAUUACUAUCAUGCACGAGGAAGUAGCAGGACAAAGUUAAUCUAACAGAGCAACCAAGGCAGUUUCUGUGCCAAAACUGGUGUUAAACCUGACCCAAAACUGGAAAAUCUCUCAUUUAAGAGACUGAAAUUAGCCAGUGAUGAUAUUGUAUACUAGUAAAUAAUUUUGUUUCUGCAAGGAUGUGAUGAUAGUUCUGCAAAUAAUGAACAUUUUGUUUGGCUCAGUUUGAAUUUUAAUACCUCGUGUUCUUAACAAAUUAGUUCAUACAAAUAAUAUUCCCCACAUUUUCUACUGAAUACAGCAAAUUGCGGAAGAGUCUGCACAUAAGAAUGAACUUCAGAUGCAGUUGGAUAGCAAGGAAAGUGAUAUAGAACAACUGCGCAGUAAAAUUAAUGACUUACAACUAGGCAUGGACUCAACUAGUGUUGCCAGCCUUCCGCCAGAUGACACUGAUGGGAAUGUUAUAGGUAAGAGGCAUGGAUGUUUUGCUUACUAUUUAUGUAUCUUGUUCACCAGGCUUUUCGUCUCUAUAUAGAUAAGCUAUCACCUUUUCUUUUUUUAAACAACCUUUGGCUUUAUUAUUUUACAUUUCUUUUGUAGAUAGAAGAUAAUAUGGUUUAAAGGCAGGAUGCAAAAUUCUCUGCAUACUUCUCUAUAGAGAAAAUUUAAAAGCUUGAAUUCCCAUUUAGAUAAUUCCUUAGUAUGCAGCUUGCAAGUUGUCUUUUUUUAUACAGUAGCUGUAGAUGUGAUAACUGCAUUUACCAUCAUUGUUUAGUUAGAGUAGAUUUACUGUGGAUUAUAUUUCAUUGCACAAAUAAUUAACAAGUCCACUUCCCUACAUGUACUGUUGCAGUAGAAAAAAAGCAGCUACAGGUCUGUUAAUACUAUGUUUUGUGAUAUGGAUUUUAAAAAAAAUCUUAAUUAUAUUUAUAUGUAUGAUCUAACUACUGCAAAGAAUAAAGCCCCUGACAAUUGUAAAGUACCUGUUUCUUAGCUCCCUUUUUACAAUUACUGUAUAUCAAAAUAACUGACACAUCAAGAUUGAAUUGUUUUCUGAUUCUUGAUAACAAAAUUAAUUGGGUCAUUUCAGUUUAUAUUAUUUUAUGCUUUUAAGCUGUCUUUUAACUGAUUAAAUUAAUUAAUUAAAUUAAGUCUGCAUCACAAUAGCAGACUUCCACUCAUUUUCAUUUCUCUUCUUGGCCUGCAUGCCCCCAAAAUCUGCUCUGGAGGAUCUCCCAACUCUCUGGAGCAGACUAUAAGGGUGUACAGAGGGCUGCAGGGUGGAGAACAGGAAGGUGAAGUCACAUUGCAAGUCCUUUCUGCUCACUCACAGACAAAAAUAUAUAUUAAAAAUGAAACAUCUUAAUUAAUAGUGGACAGAAUGGCCGAGGGAUUAAUUACCUAAUUAUUUCUUACUUGGUUGACAGUUCUAUUUAAAAAGUAUUAGAUGGGAAAACCUAUAUAACAGGAACCCGGAGGUAAGGAAAGAUAGGAAAAACAAUAUAUAGAUUAUAAUUUCACAUCAAAAUCUGUAAUGUGAACAGUUCAAGUUUUAAAAUGUAACAGUUAUUCUGCUCAUUUACAUGUGAUUCACCCCAUCUGGCCAGAUUCUUUAUCUCUAGUCUCCAGUGAAGUUCAUUUAGAAUUGGAUUCCUAGAGACUGAACACUACAGCUAUCUUUUCUGACUCCUCCACCAGAUUGUUUAUCUUCUUUAGCCCUAUUCAGAAGUUAGACGUGUGCAGUGCUUUAUUUGAAAAAAACGAGUUGCCGAUACACCCACCCCUCACCCCUUUGCCUGCCUCCUCCUCCUCCACCACUGCUUCCCACCCACCUCCACCCCCAGAGGCAUUUUGGCGUGACCUACCAAAGCAGGUCUGCCACAAAAUGGUGCGGCUAGAGCAGCCCACAGAGCAAGGAAAGGAGGAAAAAGAAGUGGCGUUGUUCUAGCCAUGCCACUUUGUAGUAGAGCACAGCAGUCCUCCUCUACCACAAAGUGGCGUGCCUGGAGCGGCCCACUAGUCAAAGAAUGGAGGGGUAAGAAAGUCGGCCACUCUUGCCGCCCCACUUUGUGGUAGACCCACUUUGGUCCAAAAUGGCUGUGGGGAAGCGGUGGAGGAGGAGGCGAAAAAGAGGUGGCGGUACAAUGUACUGCCGCAUACUGCCUAAAAAAACCAACCUUGACAUGUGAAUGGGAAGCAAGGUCGUGCUGAAUAUCUGAAAAGCUCAUGCACCGACUUUGUGUAUGCUGAGUAUUCCUGCCUCCUGGUGUCUGAGCAUACAGUGUAUAAAUAUAUGUUGAGACAAAGCCUUUGUGUGUACAGUUGUACGUGCAAAGAAUUCAGCACAAUCUUGAACCUCAGUUAUGAUGGGUUCCAGAUCACAUGGAAGUCAGUUGUGUGCACAAAGGCUCCAUCCACACAGAUAUUUGUGCUGUAUGUGCAGAUGCCAGAGGGCAGGGCUAGUUGGUGCACAUGAUGUUGGGGGGCACAGCUACUUGGCACAGCCCUGCUCAUGCGCUGGUUUCAUGUGUGAGCAGAAUUUAUGAAUAGUGUUAUGUAUUGUAUUCUUUAAUGGACUUCAUAUUGAAAAGCAGCAGCUUUCAUUCCUAACUGCGGCUUGCUAUCUCUUCCUGUCUUCUUAUCGUGAUGUAUAAGCAUCUUUCCAGAUAGUGGUUCUGCAUACUAUUAAUUCUGAUUGUGUUCAUUUUUUGUUUAUAAUGUGUUGAGAGUUUCAGUGGGGAGUACAGCUGAAAGUAAAGAACCUCAGCCUGGGCUUAAAAGUCCCACUUUAGCCUAGACUCACUCUGUAAUCAGAGGUCACUAGCUCUCAGCCCCAGUACCCUGUCAUUAAACUUGCAUCCAGUAAAAAAUGAUUUUUUAACUGCUAGGAGCCAGGUGAAAACAUUCUUCUUUAACCAGGCCUUUGGCUGUUUAAAAAUCUAUGGACUUUUAAAUGUGUUUGCCUGUGUGAAGAAGAUGAUGAUGAUGAUGAAUAGUAUUUUGUGGUUUUAUGUUGUCAACCACCCUAUAAUCUUUGGAUGAAGGGCGGAAUAUAAAUUUAAUAGUAAUAAUAUUUUUCAGUCAACACUUGGUUCUGAAACAGUAUCCUGAAUUUGGGAUACAUGUGGCAGGGUUCUCUCUCCCUGCCCCAGGUUAGAAUAUCACCAGCUGGCAGUUACUUGUAAUGAAAUUUGGUGUUACAAACAUCAGUCCUUUUUAUAAGCAUUUAGAGAACCUUUAGCCUUUUAUAUGAUUAUGUAGGAAUCUUACCACAGACUAAAAAAUGUUGUAUGAAAACUAAAUAAACUGCUUCUCUCUUAUUCUUUAUAUCUAGCUGAUUCUUCCUGCAUUCCUUAUUUAUUUCUCUUCUAUUCUUACCUUCUGUGAGUAAUGGGACAAGUGGGUACUUUGUGUUUGCUCUCCUGCUUUUUUUGUUCAUUGUGAACUGUGGCUUUCAGUUACUAUACCUUUAUGCUUAGUAUUUCAUCUUCCCUUUCCUAGUGUUACAUUAUAUUUAUGUUAAAAUUUUUAAUAAUACUAUGAUUCAUGCUAUACCACCAUUUUCAGACCAAAGUCUGGUCUGGCUGUUUCAAAACUUUGCCAUUGAAACAGUAUUUGAUGUUACCCUUGUAAACCCUUUUGCUGCUUAUCCUGCAAUAGGUUUAUUGCCAUGGAAAAUGAAUUUGUGACUAAGCAUGAAAAAUGCUUCAAUCCUGUUUUUUAUUUAGCUGUGGCUUUUAUUCCUGCUUCAGCAGUCUAUUUGGUAAUUGCUAAUGGCUGCAUGAAAUUUAUUUUCUUAUAGUUCUCUGUUAUUAAAGUGUUGCCUAAUAUGUCCCCCAACAGAGUCAAGAAUGGAGGGCUGGCUUUCAAUACCAAACAAAGGAAAUAUAAAACGUCAUGGAUGGAAGAAGCAGGUAUAUAAGAAUUCUAUUUUCUUUUGAAGCAUAAGCCAAAUCAGAUAUUAAAUUAUACAGCUUACAUCCAACGCAUGGGUAGAAAACGUUUGAUGCAUACUAAGACACGCAUGCACAUGCUGAAAAAUAAUUGGUUAUGUAAAACCAUUUAUGCUGUACAAAAAAACAACAACCCAGGCCAUCUAGUUAUCAUUUAUUCUAUCUGCAUAUUUUUGAAAAUAAUUUAAACUGAGUAAAAAUCAGUAUAUAUGUGUCAGGGAACUGCCAUCGGAAGGAAGGGAGGUGAAAGGACUCAGACAGGUUGGAAGAGAUUCAGCAGCUGAAGAGGGAACCAGUAAGGGGAGAGAAGCUGAACUGAGGGAGGUGAAAGGGCUCAGACAGGUUGGAAGAGACUCAGCAGCGGAAGAGGAAACCAGCAGGGGGAGACAAUCUGAACUGAGGGAAAGGGAGCUGGGGGAUGGCUCAGAGAUACUUCCAGCGAAAACAGUGGUGAGGUUUCCGGACCUCCUGUAGCGACACCCACUCCUCGCCGGAAACUGUCACGCAGAGAGUCCAGAAGACGUGUUUCCGUUAAGGAGCUUUUAUGUUGGAAGCGAUUACGAAAGCAACCACUGUCGGAAUCUUCUAGUGACUAAGAGGAGCCAUGUCAGAGGGGCUCAGUCACAGACAGAGGUUUGUGGACUUGAACAAACUCUGAGGGAAUACGAUUUUACGCACAAGCAGCUCAUAAUCCCAUCACAGCAUUCCGACAGUCUUUGAACGCAGCUUGUGCAGGAGACGGCAUAAUAAUGAGCAACCCAGCAGGAACCGGAGAAGCAGGGGCUGGAGCGGGUCCAAGCCUGGAAGAAAGGUACCGGGUGUUAGAGGUCCAGCUGGCGCUGCAGACGGCGAGGCUGGAGGAGAGGAGGGCUCAAGAUGCAGACAAAGGGAGAAAGCCACCCAGCUCGCCAGAAAGGUACCAGGAUUGGUGCAAAAAUUUGGGGGGGAGCCCAAAGACUAUCAUAGCUUUCGGACAGAAAUGCAAUAUGCCCUCAAUCUGCAGUUUGAUGAUUUCCCUGAUGAGGAAUCACGAGUGGCUUUUGUGAUUGGGCAUCUUGAAAGGGGGCGAGAGACUGGGUUAGACCCCUGAUGGCAGCGAAUAGUGACGUCUUAAAAGACACGAUGAAGUUCUUUCGCGCCAUGGAUCUGAUGUUUUCCAGCGAUAUUGAAAAGGGAGUGGUGCGCAGACAGUUAAUGGCUUGCAAACAGGGAGCCGAUCUGUACGUGAGUACUGGACUGAGUUCACCAUGCUGAUACACAGAUUGGGGUGGGACUUAUCGGCGGAACCCAUUCAAAUGCUCUUUGAAGAAGGGCUUUCUUCGGCUGUGAAAGAUGAACUUUCCCGGGCGCCCAGGGCGGAGUCUAUGGACCAGCUGACCAAAUCAGCGCUGGCCAUAGGAGCGCGCCAGGAGGCGAGAGCAUUGGAGAGGCGGGAAGGGAAGGGGAACGUUGGAAGGAGUUCCGCAUUCCAGACAUUCCAGAGCCAACUGUCCCGCCGGCAGAGCCGAUGGAAAUCGGAACAGCGCGCGCGCGCAGUUUCAAAGCCCAGUGAGGGGGAAAGAAGGAUGGAAAAGGCGCCCGGAAAUGCUAUCUCUGCCAACAGCCAGGGCACUUUGCCAGAGUCUGCCCCCAGAGGAAGGAAUGGCAAGGGAUGGUGGGAGCUGUGGAGGGAAGAGAGGAAAAAUACCGGAGCAACUAAAAGCCAACGCCUGGCUGCCAUUGUCGGGGCACAGCAGCCAGGCCAAAGAGCAGUGAAAGUGCCCACUCCAGAACCUCCUAAACCCGCCCUAGUGAUAGAAGUGACACUAGAGCUCCCAAACGGACACCCUCUAAAGAUAAAGGCGCUGUUGGACUCAGGCAGCUCCUGCAAUUUCAUGAGCAAAGAGUUUGCAGCUGAACACCAGAUACAGACGCUCCCUUUAAGCAACCCCUGCAGGUAACCACGAUCGAUGGCAGGGAGCUGUUGGGAGGAGAAGUCAGCUUGCAGACCGUCCCAAUGAUAAUGAAGGUGGCAAGGCACACUGAACUGAUAGCUUUUAAUGUGGCCACCUUGGGAGGAGCUCCCAUUAUAUUGGGGAUGAGCUGGCUAGCGUUACAUGAUCCGCUGGUGGGCUGGCAUCAGAGAGUGGUUUCUUUUGGGUCAGCACAUUGCUUAGAACAUUGCAAAGAGGGAAAGGUUUUGGCAGGGGCCCAAGCCACCCUAGCAGGGACUGAAGUGAAGGAGAACGUGAAGGUACCACGACAAUACGCAGAUCUCCGCGACGUCUUCAGCGAAAGGGAAGCUGACCAACUACCACCGCAUAGAGCCUUUGACUGUCAAAUCAAUUUGCUCCCUGGGGCACAGCUCCCUGUGGGCAAGCUGUACGCCAUGUCAGACAGAGAGAUGCAGGAGCUAAGAGAGUUCAUUGACAAGAACCUGAAGAGAGGGUUCAUCAGAGAGUCCAGGGCGGUGGGGGCAGCCCAGUGUUUUUGUGGACAAAAAAACACGAACAAGCCGAGACUGGUGUGUGACUUCAGGGCCUUAAAUGCAGUGUCAGAACCAGUGGCCUUCCCGAUGCCCAGGAUUGACGACAUUUUGACAAGGGUGCGAAAGGGAAAGAUUUUCACCAAGCUGGAUCUAAGGGGGGGCGUACAACCUGAUACGAAUAAGGAGGGGGAUGAAUGGAAAACCACCAUGUUCACCCCUUUAGGGGCAUUUGAAUACUUAGUUAUGCCCUUCGGUCUACAAGCAGGCUCCGCAACAUUUCAAUCGUUUAUGAACCACGUCCUGGGGCCGUUGCUUUACAAGAAUUGUGUGGCCUUCUUAGACGACGUGUUGGUGUAUUCUGAGAAUGAGGAGCAGCAUGUGAGAGACGUCAGAGAAGUGUUGAGCAGGCUGCAAGCCAACCAGCUGUGGGUGAAACUGGAGAAGUGUCAGUUUCAUACCAAGGAGGUGGAAUUCCUGGGGUAUCGCCUGUCUGACAAGGGGUUGGCCAUGGAUCCCGGCAAGGUCCAGGCGGUACUGGAAUGGAAAACACCCAAAACAAGGAAGGAUGUGCAGAGGUUUUUAGGGUUUGGGAACUUCUAUCGUAAGUUCAUCCCAAACUUUGCCCACCUGACGGCGCCCAUUACGGACUGUCUCAGCAGUAAGAAGAAGUUCGUUUGGACGGAGGAGGCGGAGCAAGCAUUUGAGGAACUAAAAGGGCCUUCGCCUCGGAACAACAGCUCCUGCAUGUGGAUUUACAAAAACCGAUGAGAGUGGAAACUGACGCAUCAGACAGAGCGGUUGGGGCGGUGCUUCUCCAGCCAGGGAAGGAGGAGUCAGAGUGGAGACCGUGUGCUUUUUUCGCGAAAGCUGAACAAAUCCGAGAGGAACUACACGGUGUAUGACCGAGAACUACUAGCCAUUCAUGAGGCGUUCCGGAGAUGGAGGCACCUGCUAAUUGGCGCACAACAUAAGGUGCAAGUGUGCACUGACCACAAGAACCUAGAGUAUUGGAGGACGGCACGAGUGCUCAACCAACGGCAAGUGAGAUGGGCCCAGGAAUUCUCCAAAUUUAACUUUGAGAUUUGUUACGUGCCAGGCCCAGAGAACAUUAGGGCGGACGCUCUCUCACGCAAACCUGAAUAUUGGGAGGGGGAGGGAGCACCCGAAGAGAGACAUGUCAUUCCAGAGGACCGCUGGGUGUGUGGGGGCGGCAUUGGUGGGACAAAGAGAACUGGUAGAAGAAACAGAGAAUGAUGAAUACGCCCAGAAUAAGCUCAGAGGUCUUAGGGAGAGGAAUCAAGGGGUUUCGAGGAAAGAAAUGGAGCUUUGUAUUACAAAGGGGCACUGUAUAUCCCUGAAGGAGACUUAAGGGGAGGGUACUCAAGCAGUUGCAUGACAGCCCCACGGCGGGGCAUUUUGGGCAACACAAAACCAUGUGGUUGGUCACCAGGGAAUUUUGGUGGCCUAAGGUGAGGGAGGAUGUACGUGAGUAUGUAAGAGGGUGCGAGCAGUGCCAGCGAGCCAAAGGGGAAAGGCGGGCGCCGGCGGGGCUCUUAGAACCCUUACCAACACCAGAACGACCUUGGGAGGCAGUGUCGAUAGAUUUUAUGACUGAUCUGCCGAAGUCCUAAGGAAAACAGCCAUCAUGGUGGUGGUAGACCUACUAACAAAGAUGUGCCACUUUGUAGCUUGCUCGCAUGCAGUCACGGCGGAAGAGACAGCGAAGUUAUUUGUAGAACACAUUUUUAGGUUGCACGGGGUGCCAUUGAGGGUGGUCUCAGACCGAGGAAAACAAUUUACUUCCAGGUUCUGGAGGAAGCUCAUGAGCUUACUGCAGGUGGAGGUCAACUUUUCGACUGCCCGGCACCCUGAAACCAACGGGCAGGCGGAAAGAGCAAACGGUGUCCUCCAGCAAUACCUGAGGUGUUAUGUCAAUGACAGAGAGAAUGACUGGGUAGAAAAGUUGGCGCUGGCGGAAUUUGCCUACAACAAUGCCGAGAAUGUGUCCACAGGGAUGAGCCCCUUCUUGGCUAAUUAUGGGUGUCAUCCCAGGGCUUUCCCAGGGGAGAAGGGGAGAGAUGGAGCGUACCGGCAGCCGAGCAUUUUGUAGAAGAAAUGGAAGCAAUCCACCGUCAGCUCCAACUCAACUUAGAAAGGGCGAAGGAAGAAUACAAGAGGCAGGCAGACAAGAACCGAAGGGAAGGUGAAACCAUAAGGGUUGGAGAUAGGGUGUGGCUGUCAACCCGAGGGUUGCCGUUCAAAGGAGGUUGUAAGAAAUUACGACCCAGGAGGUUGGGUCCCUUUGAGGUCAUUCAACAGGUCAACCCAGUGGCUUUCAGGCUCCGGUUACCCAACCACAUGAAACUGCACCCAGUAUUUCACAGGUCGUUACUGUCACCGUACUAUUGGGGACGAGAAGGGAUGGACACUCGGGGACCGGUCAUAGAAGAAAGAGAAUGCAGCAGUCAUGUGGCAGAAAUCCUUGAUGCCAGGUGGAAGGGGAAUCAGGUGGAGUAUUUGGUAGCGUGGGAAGGAGAACCGGAGUCAGAAAACACGUGGGUAAUGGCCAAAGAUAUCAAUGACGAGGUAUUGAUAGAAAUGUUCCAUCAAAGGUUCCCGCGGAAACCUCAGCCUGUGGAGAGGUUCCGGAGGGAAUACUUUGGGACCACUGAGGAGGAGGAGGAGUUGGAAGGAUUCCCAGAAUCGGAAGGGGAAGGGAGAUGGACUCGGAGGAGGAGGAGUGCUUCGAGACCAGGAACCGCAACAGGUGGAGAGAAGUGUUCGAGACAUCGGAAGAUGAAGGAAGUUCAUUCCGGGGUUUUGCCUCCUCACCGCCCGUAGAGCAGGGCGCGAGAGGGCGUGAAAGCGGCCCAGGAGCCGAGGUGGAUGUCAGGGAACUGCCAUCGGAAGGAAGGGAGGUGAAGGGACUCAGACAGGUUGGAAGAGAUUCAGCAGCUGAAGAGGGAACCAGCAAGGGAGAGAAGCUGAACUGAGGGAGGUGAAAGGGCUCAGACAGGUUGGAAGAGACUCAGCAGCGGAAGAGAAACCAGCAGGGGAGACAAGCUGAACUGAGGGAAAGGGAGCUGGGGGAUGGCUCAGAGAUACUUCCAGCGAAAACAGUGGUGAGGUUUCCGGACCUCCUGUAGCGACACCCACUCCUCGCCGGAAACUGUCACGCAGAGAGUCCAGAAGACGUGUUUCCGUUAAGGAGCUUUUAUGUUGGAAGCGAUUACGAAAGCAACCACUGUCGGAAUCUUCUAGUGACUAAGAGGAGCCAUGUCAGAGGGGCUCAGUCACAGACAGAGGUUUGUGGACUUGAACAAACUCUGAGGGAAUACGAUUUUACGCACAAGCAGCUCAUAAUCCCAUCACAAUAUGCAUCAUUGGUUUUUAUCCUAAUUUAUUAGUGAUUAACGAAUGUUGUCUCUGGGGUUGUUCACAUGUCACCCCCCAAUUUCAGGCUUGUGGACUCCAUGCUCCCGAUCUUCCAUCCUUCCCUCCCUUGUGUUCAUAGUUAUCUGAGUUUGAGUGAGAUAUGGCAACUUAUCCUUUGCGCCAACUAGGAUCAGAAGUCAAGCUAUGAUUUUGCAUUACACUUGAACAGCCUCUCUUUUUAUCCAGAGAAAUGAGGUGGUGGAUAGAAUUGCCUUUUAUGUAUUAACAGUCCUUCUCCUUUCCCUCUUUUUCAGUAUGUUGUGGUCAGCAGCAGAAAGAUUUUGUUCUAUAAUGACGAACAGGACAGAGAACAUUCUAAUCCAUCCAUGGUAUUAGAUAUAGAGUACGUACUUCUAAUAUCAGUUUGAGAUAACAGAAGGGUUUUUUCUAAUUUAAAAGGUUUAAUUUUUAUGAAUCUUUAGAUACAGAGAUACAUUUUAGUUUGUGUCAGACUGGAUAGGCUCAACUAUUCAGAAGAAUGGUUCACUUGAGCACAUUGAAUCCUUUAGUGAAUAGAGUGGCUCCAUCAUUUCUUCAACUUUUAUAUGUUCACAUGUCACACCAGAUUUUCCUGCAGUAAAUAUGUAUGUGUGAACAUCAGAUGAUCGCCCAUUAACACCACUGGAUACACUUCUAUGAUCCCUGAUUCAGCUGCAUCUUCCUGUUACAUAUACUCUGUUACAUAUACACACACUUCUCAAUAAUUCUUUAUUUUUUAGGAAAGGCAGUAACGUUAUGUACUUGUAGCAAAAUGGAUAUUGAUGUUAAACAGUAGGGAAAUUAAUUUUGAUCUGCUUAGUUGUGAUAUGAUUAUUAAAACAGUGCAAUGUUUAUUUGAUUUCAGAAAAUUGUUCCAUGUGCGACCAGUAACACAGGGAGAUGUCUAUAGAGCGGAAACUGAGGAAAUUCCUAAAAUAUUCCAGGUAACAACAACUGUCAUAUAUUGAUUUGAACAUAGUUUCUUUAAAAAACUUUGUCACCUUUGAAGAAAAAUGUAUGAAAUACUACUAUAUGCCUUUCUUGUUCUGCUCAGAUUCUAUAUGCCAAUGAGGGCGAGUGCCGAAAAGAUUUGGAAGCAGAACCAGUUCAGCCACCAGAGAAGACAACCUUUCUGAAUCAUAAAGGUCAUGAAUUCAUCCCAACAUUAUACCACUUUCCAGCCAACUGUGAGGCUUGUGCCAAGCCCCUCUGGCAUGUAUUUAAGCCACCACCUGCAGUAGAAUGUAGGCGAUGCCAUGUUAAGUGCCACAGAGAUCACUUGGAUAAAAAGGAAGAAUUAAUUGCACCAUGUAAAGGUAAGGUGACUAUAUUUAUAUUUGAAUUCAGUGCAGUUCUAUCACAGGGGCAAUCCAAACUAGGUUGAUUAAAUUAUGGGUUGUAUCUGGUGCUCUUCAUGUGUAAUUCCACUGGCUGAAUGGGACUUUCAUUUUUUCUCCUCUUCUUGUGCCCCCACCCUCAAAUCUGUUCUGGAGGGUCCCCCAAACCCCCACAGCUGAUUUUGAGGACAUCCAAGUGCUUGUGUUUAUAUGUAGUUUUAUUAAAAGUAAUUUGAAAAUAUAUUGAAAUAUGCUGAGUGACUGUGUAACUUUUAAAUCAGUAAUCUGUUUUAAAUUGAUUAACCAAUUAAGCAACUAUGUAAAGGUAAAGGGACCCCUGACUGUUAAGUCCAGUCGCGGGUGACUCUGGGGUCAUGUGGCCAGCAUGACUAAGCCGCUUCUGGCGAACCAGAGCAACACACGGAAACGCCGUUUACCUUCCCGCCGGAGCGGUACCUAUUUAUCCACUUGUACUUUGACGUGCUUUCGAAGUGCUAAGUUGGCAGGAGCAGGGACCGAACAAUGGGAGCUCACCCUGUUGCAGGGAUUCGAACCGCGACCUUCUGAUCGGCAAGCCCUAGGCUCUGUGGUUUAGACCACAGGGCCACCCGCGUCCCUAAGCAACUAAGUAGUGCAGUUUUAAUUUUGAAAUAUCUGAAUUUCUUUGCUGUUUAAUUUAAUUUUGAAAUAUCUGAAUUUCUUUGCUGUAAAGUAUAUAUCUAAGUCGGACGCGGGUGGCGCUGUGGGUAAAACCUCAGCGCCUAGGACUUGCCGAUCGCAUGGUCGGCGGUUCGAAUCCCCGCGGCGGGGUGAGCUCCUGUCUUUCGGUCCCAGCUCCUGCCCACCUAGCAGUUCAAAAGCACCCUUAAAGUGCAAGUAGAUAAAUAGGUACCGCUUUAUAGCGGGAAGGUAAACGGUGUUCCGUGUGCUGCUCUGGUGCAGGCUCGCCAGAGCAGCGACGUCACACUGGCCACGUGACCCGGAGGUGUCUGCGGACGGCGCCAGCUCCCGGCCUCUAGAGUGAGAUGAGCGCACAACCCUAGAGUCUGACAAGACUGGCCCGUACGGGCAGGGGUACCUUUACCUUUUUAUAUAUCUAAGUGCUACCAACCAUAAUACAUUAUUUUAAAAUCAUAUAAUUGUAGAGUUGGAACGAACCCUGAGGAUCAUCUAGUCCAACCCCCUUGCAAUGCAGGAAUCUCAACUAAAAUAUCCAUGACAAAUCACCACCCAAUGUCUUAUUAAAAAUCUCCAGUGAAUGAGAGGUGUUUGUUCAAUACUUUCAUUAGUCAACCAGUGGUGAUAAUGUUUAUGUUAUUAUAUUUUGGUUUUAUUUAACAGUAUUAUUUUUUUCUCAUUAAUAGUGAGUUAUGAUGUAACUUCAGCAAGAGAUAUGUUGUUGUUAGCCCCCUGUCAAGAAGAUCAAAAGAAAUGGGUUUCUCAUUUAGUAAAGAAGAUCCCCAAGACACCACCAUCCAGUUUUGUUCGUGCUUCCCCCAGAACUCUUUCCACAAGGUCCUCAGCAAAUCAGUCAUUCAGAAAAGUUAAGAAUGCAUCUGGAAAAGCUAGGUGAGAUGUGAAUGGACUAAUUUUUUAUUUUUUUAUUUUUGUAAGAAGGAGGGUCGUCUGCAUAUGAAAUAACUGACCUAUCCAAAGGUUACUGUGUUGACUAGAUUCACCUCUUACAAAUCUGAUUAAAUCUGGUUCCUAGUUAAGGGCAUUUACUAACUGGAGAUAUUGUCUUUUUAAAUGCAGCAAAUCUUACUUUAUUUUCGUUUAACAAGCAGCAGGAAUUCAUAUUGAUGUAAAAUGAUUUAUUGAAGUCACUGGAAAAUCCUAAUGCAUUUUGAGCAAAUUGUUCUACAAUGGAAUUUAAUUUUUAAAAUAAACAUUCAGUUUGUGAACAUAACAUACUUAUAAUUUUUAUAUUUGUAAAUAUUAAUAUAAAAAAUUCAACGCACUAAAACAAUUUUAAGUCUUUAAAAUAGACAUAACAAAUCUACCUUACCCUUCCAUCUAUGCCUUUCUAGCUGAUUGUAACUUGCUUUCAUAUCAACAAAGGAACUGGUGGAGGUUGGGGAGGUUCAGAGUCUUAUAUAAACAUCUGUUUUUCAGUAUAAUCAACUGGAAUUCUUCAUGUACCUAUGGUGAUGUUUUUACACAAACUUCUCUUAAAAAGAGGAAUGCACAUGGUAGUAGUACCCUUAAAAUGCAUUGCUACUUGUUUCACCAGGUUUUUGCUUUAUUGUUGCCUUAUAUUUUGCCUUGUAUUUGGUUACUAAUGGAAGUUUGAUCUUCAGUAUUAUAUAACUCUGUGCUCCUCUUUGCUGCAUUAUUCCACAUUCUGGUCAAAGUUCUCAGCAAAGUAUCCUGAUAAUAAGUCAUAUCAUUGAUGUUGGUAAAUAUUCCUCCAUGUAAUCCUUAAUACACUGUGUUUUAUUUCUAGCAUGCACAAGCCAUUUAUUUAGCCCUUUGUGUGAAAGUGCUUUCCAAUCUUUAAUACUUUGCUCUUUUUUAUGUCAAAAAAAUAUUUUAUGUAGAUUUUUAAAACUGUAAGUACAUGCUUAAAAUGGUAUUACACUGAAGAAGGCAACACAUUUAAAUGGGGAUAAUAUUGGGGAUGUGCACUGACCAGAGGAUUUGUUCAGACCCUGAUUCGGAAAAGAGCUCUAAAUUGGGCAGAAUUUGAUAAAGGUUUUAGGUGUGCAUGCCUAAAAUCCUUUGGCAGAAACAAUCCUGCAAAAUCUUGUGAGGAUAACUGCAGUGGUUUUCCUACAGGAGGAAUCAUUACAUUUUUGAGGUGGUGUAAGAAAGCGAUCACAUUAGUCUUCCUUACUGUGGUGGACACCCAGGGGUGUAUUUAUCAAUCCUUUAGAGUUGAUUUUGGAGUGGGGGUAGGGACUACAGGGGAUUUCCUUUCCUCCCUGUGGUUUUGUUUGUGGGCACUACUUCAGUGCUCAUAGGUGAUACUGCACACAGAGCUGUAAGCAAAAUGCUUUGUUUACUUGUGCCUGCCCAGUAUGCUGGGAUACUGUAUUUUCCCCACCCCAAGCCCUCCAUUGUUGCCUCCUAAGCCGCUAUUGUGUAUCUUCUUCCAGCAAGAGGAACGGGAGCUGUCUGGUGUAAUGCCCUUGAAACUUGCCCCCAUUUCAGCUUUUUUUUAACGCAGAUGGCAUAGCUGGGAUCCACCAUCAUCUCAAAAUUAUCCCAGAUUAUGCUCUGCUACUUUCUCCUUUUUAUGGUUCUGCCAGCCUUGGAGAGGGUGGGGGAGAAUUUGCAUCUGCUGUGUAUGUUGUCACUGCUCCUGCCUGCAAAAGUUUCAGCUUCGUGGGAGAAUAAUUUUUCUAGGCAGCACUGCCUCUACCCCAGUGGGAAUCACCAUGUGGUUUUCUGCCAGCACCAAGUACGGGCCUUCUGAUCAGACAUGUAAGGGUGUGGCUGUGUUAAAUGUGUCUAUUGUUCUGCUGCUUUGCUACCUAUAACCUUUAGCCCAGUACAGUGGUGCCUCGCAAGACGAAAUUAAUCCGUUCCGCGAGUCUCUUCGUCUUGCGGUUUUUUCGUCUUGCGAAGCACGGCUAUUAGCGGCUUAGCGGCUAUUAACGGCUUAGCGGCAAUUAGCGGCUUUAAGAAAAAGGAAACAAACUCGCAAGAACUCGCAAGCAAGCCCAUAGGGAAAUUCGUCUUGCGGAACGACUCAAAAAACACAAAACCCUUUCGUCUAGCGAGUUUUUCGUCUUGCGAGGCAUUCGUCUUGCGGGGCACCACUGUAACACACAACAGUAUGUAUGUAGAAAAGAAGCACAUAAAAAUGGAAAACACAGAGUGAAUUGAAUCCGACUAACUCAUUAAAUCCAUUGAAAUAAAUGGACAUGAAUGAUGUAAAUCCAUUUAUUUGAAUGAAUUGGUUGGAUAUGGCUUGUGGUGAUACAGUGUGUGCUUCUGGAAAUCACUAGUACGUAUGAUGAAAACAGGCUCAAAAGGACAGGAAGCAACCAUUAACAAAUAUGGAAAAACAGGGAAAAUCACUUGAGGAUGGGCACAUACGGGGGUGGGGGGGAGAGAGGUACUUAAAUUAAAUUAAUGUGACUUAAAAGGAACUGCUUUUCUCAUCUUCUGAGUGACUGAAAGUGUUCAAGUGGGUUUGGCUCCCCCUACUGCUCAAAGGCAGGGAACACUGAACUUUAGAGGAAGUAGAUGGUUUUCUCCUUAGGCUUCAGUUUGCUUCAUGUGCAAGCUUAAAAAAAAAAUCACACACAAAUUAUACAAUAACAAACCACUGCGCCAGAAAAAGGUCACUAACUGAGUACACAGCAGAGCAUAAGACCAACCUUAGGAACAAAGAAACCUAGUAUGGCAGUUGAAAAAAAUUUUUUUAAAAGGGAAUGGCACCUUGAAAACUUUAGAUCAUCCAAGGACAAAUACCUUUCAGGUGAGAACAAUGGUUCCUUCUCCCUUGGGUAUUUAAGGUCUUCAAGUAGGAUGUUGCUGUUCAUGCCCUUUGACCACAAGGUGGCACUAAACUCUCAGACCUGCCAUUCAGGCAGGAACCAGGAAUUCUCUCUCUCAUUCCAUCUCUUUUAUCUUUGUGUUACAGCAGCUUUGCUUCAUGAGUGCCGUAUGCAGGCAUUAAGUUGUGAUUGUUGUAACUCAUCUGCUCAUUUUGCCGCCUAAACCUUAGAAAUCAUAUGAUCUCAGUUAAGUUUAAUUAUGAGUUUCAAUGUUAACUUUUUCAUUUAAGUUUCAAGCCAUCUUUCUUCUUGGACCAAAUAUGUUCACCCUGCUCAUUCGUUUUCCUCAUUUCUGACACUUUCUUAUAUACAUCUUCAUUUGUGCUUCCCUACAUUAUACUAGAGGUUUUGUAUUCUUUAGCUAAGCUCCCGUAUGUGGGUGGCAUGCCUGGGAGCAUGUAUGAUUUAUAUAUGAUUACAUUAAUGCUGAAAAAUAUAGCUCUAUUUCAAUAUAAAAUAUAUCAUAGAAGAUACGUUUUCUGAUUUCUGGGAGAGAACAAACAAGAAAGAUGUGAUUUGGAAGCAAAAAUAUAUCAGCUAAAUAUACUGCUGAGUCAACCACUGGAGUAUAUAAACAUAGAUGCUAAGUUGUGCCAGGAUCAAUGCUGGCAUUCUGUAUAAUUUUUGCAUAUUCAUUCUAGUUUUACAUCUUUUCUUCAUUAUGUAUCCUGAAUACUGAUCUUCAUCUUUCUCUGUGUACCUGUGAGUGCAUAUAUGUCUUAUAUACAUCAUUUAGCCAGAUAAAGAGCUACGUAGCUUCACUUUGUCAAUUCAUAUUCAUAGCUGUUUCUCCCUUACCACCAUUGUCUUUGGAGGAAAUUCGGAAUGUUGAUUCAUUUUAGCUAGAGAACUUUGUGUUGUCCUCACCAUUUCUUUAUAAGUAUUUCUUGUCCUAUUUCACUGGGAUUCACAGUCUUUCUAGUCAUGGACAAGGGUCUUCAAGCAUGAAAUCAUCUGGCACUGACCCUAGUGAUACGCCUAGCUUGCUUGUUUCAUCUCUUAACUCUGAUUGCUAUUAAACUAGCUUUAACUGUAGUAGAAAUUAUCAGAAAGGACAGAAAUAUAAUUGGAAGUUUAGAGACCAUUUUCAUAUUUUCCCAUUCGGUUAGGUUGGUAUUUAUCAACAUCCAUUCAGACAACUUGAAACAUUCAGAAAAUCACUAGUAGAAGAAAUUGAACAGAAAUGCUCUGAUCUUGCUCCACGAGCACUUCAAUAUUGCUGAAGUCAGCAAGAUAGAUUUAAAUGCAUAUUUGUUUGGAACUAGGGACUAAGAUACACAAGUACUGGAUGGAAAUAGGAGGCUGUGUAUUAAUUUUAAAAAUAAGAUCUCUAAAACAUUUUUCUUGCUGGUUGCUCCUAUUGAACAUCCCAGAAUAUACUAGGCUGUGGAUGGGGUUUAUUUUAUUAGCGUUGGUGUUAUGAUGCUUCUGGUUGUACAAUUUUGUUGUGGCUGCCUGAAGUUUAGGCUAUCUUGAGCAUUUUGAGAGCAGGGGAAGAAAUAAAUACAUGUUUAGAGCUAGUUAAUACAUUUUAGUUUUGUAAAAUUAAUUUCAUUCCUCCUGGAGCUAUUUUAAUAUCUGUUUAUUUCCUUGUCGGUGAUUUUUAUUUUCUGAUGGAUAUUUCAUUCAUUCUUUCAUUUAUUUAGCAUGAUGUUAUAAUUUGUUUAUAAAUACUAAAUAUGUGAACAGUAAGAAAAGAUACACUGUAUAUCAUUUAUCAGAAAUGCAUAUAUUUAAAUAGAAGUUAUGCAGUGAACAGUUGACUCAGACAGAAAAUAAUAUCUUUCUUCAAAAACAACCAUGAUCUGUAGUUUUAGAAAUGCCAGUUCUUUUAAAGAUUUUCUUUUAUUGCAAAGUAAUUUGACUAUACUUUUUGAGCCUUCAUCUGUGAAUUUCAUUGCUUCGGUCCUGAACAUUUAGAAAUUAGAGUCUCUUUAAUCCUUAAUUGAGAGGCAUAAAAUUUCCAUUUAAGUAGAAAAAAGGGGAAUUUUCUUCUUGUUAAAGCAAUUCAUUUCCCCCCCUCUUUCUUUCCACUGUUUUAUUAGAAACUUCGGUCUAGGUCUUCCCUUUUAUUUGCUAUUAGCAUUCAGAUCACUUCUCCUAGAGCUCCAUUUUUCGUAUAGAGUGCACAGUGAGCCCUCAGCGCAUCGAAAUAGUCGUGAAAUGUUCAUUUCUAAAUUUCAAUAGGUCAAAGGAGUAUGGAUCUGUGGGGGACAUUACCCAUUCAGAAAACUCAAGUUACUGGUGAGUAGCCUUUGCUUUUGAACCCACUGCUACUUGUCAUGUGACAGUAGUAAGAAAGCAGAAUUGCUUUCUUCUAGUAAUGAAGAAGGAGCUUUCUUAGAAUGAGAAAACUAUAUUAUUUCUCAGAUUGUCAUUUUGGAGAUGUCUGUGGCUUUCUUUCUUUGAUCUUGGAUAUCAUUUGCUUGGAUUCUUUGUCAGCUCUGUGCUUUCUGGUCUUGAUACUGUUGGUAACAAAACAGUAUGCAUAUCCUCAUAACACAAUUAUGUUGUGUAGAAUAUGCCAUGGUGGUGGAAUCCAUUCUUGGAAUAAGGACAUUUCCCUCAUGUGCUCUCUAACACUUCUCUAUUCUGAUGGUGAAGGUGUACACUUUAUUAUCCACAACAGCCUAAUUUGAGAAAAGUCUGUGUUAACUUUGGACAGUGUUAAAUAUAUUCAUUUCCUAGGUAACAAAAAAAAAUCUUCAAAACAAGGGAUUGGUGAAAAUAUUCUCAUUUGAUGGCAGUUUCACAAGAUUUCUUUUAAUUUUACUGCCCUAAUAUAUUUCCUAGAGAGAACAAGUAAAAAGUAUAUUCUGCUGCAUCUUUCUUUAUUAUUUGUUAGUCUAAUUUAGCCUGCUUUUCUUAAGGAAGCCCAGAGCAACUUACAUGGGGUUCCUAAGCAUUCUCCCAUCCAAGUACUAGACUUGUGCAUCUUUAUCAAUAUUUUAUAACCAUAGAUGUCCUUGACAAAUUUCACAUUCUUGAUGUUAAGUAAGUUUGCAUUAUAACUACUGCUCUACAAAUCAGGCCAUCCCCAAUUCAAAUCCUAUCCCAGUAGCAACAGAGGUAAUUCAGUUGGUAGGGGAUGAGACUCUUAAUCUCAGAGCCCUACAUUGGGCAAAAGAUUCCCGCAUUGCAGGGUUUGGACUAAAUGGCCCUUGUGGCCCCUUCCAACUCUACAAUUCUAUGGUUCUAUGGAUCUUCCAUGAAUUCACUAGGUGGCCUGAAGCAAGAUACUCUUGAGUCUUAUUGCAGGGCUGUUGUAAGGAUUAGAAAUGAUAAGUAAGCAGGUGUUGUAACUCUUCCAACGGUUUGGCUUCAACCCCAAAGGCGCACUCCUCCAUUGUCUCCUGAUAAGACAGAUGCCAACAACCAGCAAAAUUAUAAGUAUUGUUACUUGCCUUCUGCUAGCUGGGUUAUGGCUUCUGGUCAAGGCAGGAACAAAAGCUUUGGAAAUAGGCUUUUGCUGCCAUGACUCUAUACUCGUUUGUUUCCUGCCUUCCUCGAGUUCAGUACGGUUUGUUGUUGCUCCCGCUUAUCCUUCUCAGGCUAGUGUCUGUUUCCCCCCUUCUUACUGCCCUUUCCCAUCAGCCUUUGUUUUCCAAGAUCUCUCCCUCUCUCCCAUCAGCUUUGUUUCUGGUGGCUUAACAUCUAUGAAGCUGCUGUGGUCAUCAGGGGAUUUGGAACGAAGUGUCUCUUUUUCUGUAACAUCUGAAUCAGGAGUGACUGUAGAGGCUCUGGACCGCUGUUUGGGUGCAAUGGGGGACUGGAUGAGGGCCAAUAAUAAUGUGUGAGAGUGGUUUCUGUGUCUGGGUUUCCUUUUCUGGAUGGGAUUGCACUUCUGAAGGAACAGGUAUGUAGUUUGGGGGUACUCCUGGAUCUUUCUGUGUUACUUGAGGCACAGGUGGCUUCAAUGGUAAGACAGAUGGACCUGUUUCCAGACCUAGAUAGCUUGACAGCUGUGAUCUUGGCAUUGGUAAUUUCAGAUUAUUGGAAUGUGCUCUGAUGUUUCUCUUGGGCUUAGUCUGGAAGCUGUAACUAGUGAAUGCAGCAACUAGGUUGUUGACUGGGGCACACCACCAACACAAUAGAACAUAUUUGCUGAGGGAGAUGCACUGGCUGCCAGUAUCCUAUAAACUGAAGUUCCAAGGUUUUGCUUUUAGUAUUUAAAGCCCUAAACAGCGUGGGACCAGAUUACUUAAGGGACUGCCUUGCCCUAUAUAUCCCUGCCUGGUAACUGGGUUCCUCAAAUGGAGCACUCCUGAGAAUACUGCAUGCCCCAGAAAUGUGCGUAGUGUGUACCAAGAACUGGGCUUUUGGUGUUGCAGCUCUAGCCCUCUGUAAUGAGUUACAAACAGAAAUUAGACAAGCACCUACCACCUUGAUAUCUAUUCAUAUAUUUUGAUUUAACAAGGCUUUCCUUGAAGUGUGACCCAGUCAGUUUAUGGAAUAUUGAUUGUAUAAUUGUAGAAAUGGUUUAAAUUGCUUUUAGUUUACCAAUACCGUAUGUUCUGUUUUAUCUUACUGUACACCAUUUUGGUAGCUUUUCAUUUUGAAGCAGGAUAGAAAUGCUAUUUAAAAAAAACCCCAAAACAAACUUUGAUCCUAGAUUAGGUACAGCUCUGUGAGUUGUACUAAUGAAUAAAGCAUAUAUAAAUAUAUCCAGGAUUCUGUAUUAUUUCAUUUAUGUUGUGAUAUUACCAGAAAUACUAAUUAUAUUUUAAUAUCUGAAUCUACGGAGUGUAUAGUGAGGUUUCGGCAUAAUUCUUUACAUUCAGAUAAGUGAAUCUUCACAUAGCAAGUAGGUGGAUAGUGGGACCUGUGUGUGGUUUGCAAUUGAUAGCAAAAUUUACAUUUUUACCAUCAUACCGUGGGAAUCUGCUGCCAGUUGCAGCUUCUCAACACAAAUACACACAGUAAAAAAACCAAAAACAUAAACCCCCCCAAAAUGUUCAGUAUGUACAUAGGAAAAUCUCCGCUAAUGUUCCAUUGUAUGCAGAAUAUCAAAUGUAACACUCCUCUAACAUGCCUCUGGUACAUUAACUCCUGAACAAUAUUUUAAAUAUUGUUGACCUGUUAAACUAAACGACAUAAUGAAAAAUGAGGCAAUUCUAAUGGUGUCUUUUUCUUUUUUUCUUUCCAGUUAACAAUAUAUGCCGCACUCCAUGGAAUCUGGCUGAGUCUGAGAAACCUGUUCUUUUUUCCACCAUACAGGGCAGUGCAGACUGGUUGUUUGUUACAAUGCAAUUAUCACAGGCUUCAGGGCUAAGACUGCUAUUACUCUCUCCUCCUUGCUUUGGCACAAAAAGCACGCUGAGGGUGUCUUAUUGCGGGUUUGCCUUAAGGUAGAUUAGAUUAAUUAUUACUAUGUAAUGCAAGUAAAAGCAAAUAAAGCUUAGCUAGAAAUAAGUUUAAACUGCUGCCUUUUUGGAUUUCUAAAAAAUAAAACCGCCAGCUAAUCAUGAUGGAAUGCAGUGAGCUUUUCUUGUAUCAAUGAGAAUAAGAGGACUAUUUACCCUGUGGGAAGGAUAUUUAUAUCAAGAUAAGCACACAAAUAUGAGUAUAGAAAGAAGGUAUCUCAAACUGAGAAGGACUGAAUUUUCUUUGAAGACUCGAAGUUGUGCAGAAAACAGCAAAAUUUGCUUGAAAACAAAUAUAAUCACUUGUGCCUUUUCUGCAUUGUUGUUAAUGCUAAUAAUUCAUCAUGACAGCUCAAGGUGUUAAAUAUUUUGCUUUACAAAAUACUGAUUCUGCAUAUUUGUAAAGGGGGAGAAAAUGAGUAAUUGCAUGUAAUCUAUGCAUUGUUGCCAAGCCAUACAGAAUUUUACUUCUAGAGGCAUUAGAAACUAAGUUAAAACAACCAAGUUUGGAAGCAUAUUUUGGUACAUAUUUUUUUCUAUAAUUUGUAUAACAUAUUGCAUUAACAAUUUGAAGUGCUAAUUAUAGCAAAUACACACACCCCACAAAAUGUAUGCACUGUUUGAAAUGUAAAUUAUUGUUAGAACACUUUUAAUGGAUGUUGCCCUUUUAGUGCCUUAAUCUGUUUUACUGCCAUGUCAAAUAAGUGUAGAAAUCUCAAAUACCUAUUAUGUGUCAGUGGUUUUAUUGAUCAAAGUAUUGUAGAAGCUAGUUCCAUUUUCAUGUGUACAAUUUUAAAUGAAAUUGCCUGUUACCAAGAGAGAUUUUAAUCAUAAAUACAAAAAGUAACAAAUGCUUGUACCACGAAUUUGAAACACCUAGAACACUUUAAAAUUCCAGAUAAUACAGGAAUUGAGUACAUUUUAAGCUCUUGCUUUGUAGCAGGAAUAUUAUUGUGGUAUGAACAGUAUGGCUUAUUUUAUUUUUUAACCAAAUACCUCUUCAGUAACUUAUAACAGCUUUGCAGUUGUGUAUUAAAUAAGAAGCACUGGAAAACUGAUUCGUCUACAUGACGAUUUGCAUGUUUAAAGUGGUAUUGAAAGCCACACUAAUAGAUAUGUAAUAAACAUAUCUGUUAUUACUAUGGUAAUGACUCGUGCUCAUUUAAUACAAAAUAAAACUAAUUUAUGGAAGAACUAUUUUGAAAAUGACUGUGGUAUUUUUCUCCAGAAUACACUUCUUAGGAAGUUUGGGAAAUUAUGAUGCUUUACAAACAGAUAACUGUCAACAUAUUUAAAUCUGAUACAAACUUGAUAAAUUUUUUAAAUUACAUUUUUAUAAUGUCAUACUACAUUUUAAUACAGGGUAAAGUAGAAAAAAAAUUCAUAGGACUUUGAAGAAUUUAUUUUGAUAUGUGAAUUGUUAAAUCCCAUUUAGUAAGCACAUAAUGACUUUCAUCAAAAGGAAAUUAUACCAGGUACACAGCUCUUAAAAGAGAAUAUUUACAUAUAUUUUAAUUUAUAAUUAAGUCAUGAUUAGUAGUAAAAACCUGUCAAGCUUAUUCUGCACUCUUUGGAAGUCAGUGAUACUGUGCUAUCCCUAAAAAGAAGUAGCAUGGACUCUUAAUUAGAUGAUGAGAUGGGGAUGGCCAGAGAAGACUGACAACAAAUUAAGAGUUGGGUUGUAGCAGGGGAGACCAUGAGGAAGGUCAGAAUUGUUCAGGAACAGAUUUUCUUAAAUCGGGCCUUGAGGAAGGAGAGAAAAAUGGUUUGAGGAAGGAAAAGGAAAGACGGAAUGGAGGGCAGCAUGGCAUAAGCUGCCAAAAGCAGCAACUGGGAGGGAGAGACAAAGGAGAGAAGGCAAUAGGUGAGCUUGUGACAGCCACAGAGUAAGAAUUGGUGUGAGAGGGAACAUGCAAGAAGAGGUGGAGCAGAGAGGUUGACCACUGUAAGUUCUUAAAACUGAACAGGGAAGCAACACUGGAAAUAAGUGGGGGCUGAUAUGGCCAAAGUGAAGAAAGGAUGAACCCACCUUAAGGAGAGGAAAAUGGAGAAAGGCCAGCAAGUGAUUUGGGCAGAUAGUGAUUUUGGUGCUUGCUUCCCCUGGUUCAAAAGGUGCGGGUUUUUUAUUCUGUUUUCUUGAUUAAAGUUGUAUAAUUGUACACUGUUUCCAUGAAGAUGGAUAGAAAAGAAAUGUUUAUUUACAGAUGGGUAUAAGCAUUACCUGUAAAUGUGCAAUUUACAGCCUUUUUGCCAGAUUAAAAAUUUUGGUAGAGGGGAUGAGGGGUGCCUAGGAGGGAGGAUAAGAGAGUACUCACAACCAUAUAUACAUAUGGUAGCUUAAUAGCAACAGAACUAACAUAGAAUUUGAUAGGAGAGGGAGAAGGGUUUUGAUGCAGAACAAUACUGAUCCUUGCUGAAAGCUAUGUGGUGACAUUUCAUGAGGGUUCACCUGUUACAUUCUGGAGAAUUAUGCCUAAGCCCCAAAUUUAGGGUGCCCAAUUGGUUUCAUCUCCAGGGCAUAUUGUUAUAUUCAGGAAUCAAUUCCUAUGGUGGGUAGGUGAAUCUGUUAAAAUAUUGAUUCCUGCCCAGUUCUGAAUUUGGUAUCAAGCCUCUCCACCACGCAAUGUCAUUAUAUUGUGAGUUAAUGUUCCGAUUUAAGUUAUGUAUUGUAUCAAGAUCUGAUAUAUUUUCUCAGUAUUGUUUGUUUUCACUGUGCUGUUUUGUUCUCUGGUGUUCCUCAACCCAUAUGUAUAUAUCUUCUACCUUAUCAGUCCACUUCAUGAAUCAUUUGGAGUAGCUGUUGCCUGUAAAACAUUAUGCUGCAAUAAACCAAUGAGUCUGUAAAAUGUCAUACAA